Messenger RNA from Pelobates cultripes (western spadefoot toad), 59168 nucleotides. The record is from the annotation of a GenBank genome assembly. Lineage: Eukaryota; Metazoa; Chordata; Amphibia; Anura; Pelobatidae.
CCCAGCUCUGUCUCCGGUUGUCACUGGGCGCCAGGUCUCUGCUGCUUUGCAUACCUGCCUCCCUCCCUCCUCCCCUCACCAAACUUGAACUGGGAAGAGCGGCGUCGGGCAGGUUAUAAGGAAGUGUGUGUCUGACAGAGGAGCUGUCAACGGAGGGCCAUGGCUGGUGGGCUAGCUGGCAAGCUGGUAGUAGUCCUUCUACUGUGCCAAUCCGGAAUCAUCACUUCCUCUAAUGGCCUGAGGGUCAUCCCGCUCAAUAAUACUGACUGCUCCCAGGAGGUAAGUACUUUGGGACAGGGUAGGAUAAGGUGUAAUGCGCAUUCGGGGCUUGCUUUGGCCGAGAGUGAUGGGGCGUGGGUCCAUGGAUAGAGUUUGUGUAUCUGUAAUUCCUUUAUUAUAUGCAGACUUAUUUAAUCAGUGUUCUCGUAGAUAACUGGUUAUAGUUUGGAAUGUCACUAAUAUCCCAAUGUAGGGACCCUGAAUUCGGGGAAGGGGGGUAUAAGAUUGGUCACUGUCAUUGACAACAGCACACAUCUAAAACAUUGUAGCAGUUUAGCCUUAACAUUGGUACCCUGUAAACAUUAUAAGUAGAGGGGACUAUUAGAAAAAAUAAACUGAUUUUAUACUGACCAAUACUGAACAAUAAAUCAAAUCUUUCUGCAAUCUUAGUGUAUUGUGUUUGAUAAAAUACCUAUUGUUUUUUAUCCUAUGGCUGAACUUGUCUUGUCGCCUUUCAACUUUGUAACUAUGCAACCAUACAACCUAUUUCUCAACUAUUAACUAGAAGCACAUACAUAUAAAAUAAUAAAACAUAAUAAAAUGGAUAUAAUAAUUAUAACUAAUUAAAACAUUUCACACAUGAGUCUAUCAAAUAACCUAAAGAAGAAUUUUUUAUAUUUGUGCAUGUACAACGGCUAUUAUUAUCCCAAAAAUAUUUACAAGGUAACUAAAGUGAGAACUUAAAGUAGAAUCCGAGGCAAACCCCAAACCCAAGGCCUGUGUAGUGGAACCAAAUGCAAAACUAACUUAGACAUAAUUUCCAGAUCCGCUAGUAUGACCUCAAACCCGAAACACACCACCAACUAACUCUGAACUGCAGCCCCAUAUAAUAUCCUUGUUAAAACUAAAAAACAUACCAUAUAUUAUAACAUUCAUACAUCGCACAAACAUGGGAAAUAAAAGAGGGACGUCAAAUGUAAAAAUCCAGUAUGACUCUCGUUGUCUUAGGGUCUUAAAUCUAUCUGCUCCUUGUUAAGUGGGAAGUAUUUUUCCAAUGCCUUUAACUAUUAAGCCCUUUUAGUUGUCUUGAUAUUGUUGAUGAAAGUGCACGGACACUUGGUGACUAAUAGAUUUAGUCGUUAUUGCGCAAUGUUCCAUAAUCCUAGUAUUUAGCUUUCGGCAAGUUUGCCGAGCACAUUGCUUGCCACAAGGGCAUUCCAGUAGAUUUAUUAAAUACGUUGAGUUAAUAAAAAAAAAAAAAAAUGGAUAUGAAAAUAUAUUUGUAUGAUUGGAAUUUUAUUUAUUCUAUUUCAAUCGUGGUAUGUAUAGGCAAGUAGUGCAUGAUUUCCUCUCACAUCUAUAUAUCCCAGUAAGUUGCAAAAAAACCAAAAUAGAGAUGUCGCGAACUGUCCGCCGAACUGUUCGCGAACUGUCCGCCGGCGAACAAUAACGUGUUAGCGUUGGGCGAACAUAUAAGAUUUCCGGUCCGCCCCCUAUACGUCAUCAUUGAGUAAACUUUGACCCGGAACCUCACAGUCAGCAGAUACUUCCUGGGAGGGAGGGUCUGCUGCUGAUUGGCUGGAAUGUGUCUGCUGGCUGUGAGGUUCCGGGUCAAAGUUUACUCAAUGAUGACGUAUACGGGGCAGACUGGAAAUCGGAUAUGUUCACCCAACGCGAACACGCUAUUGUUCGCCGGCGGACAGUUCGCGACAUCUCUAAACCCAAACAUUUUAUCCUGUUUAUUUCUUAUCCAACUGUGGGCUAUUAUAUUUUUCACAGUUACUUUCUUUCUGAACACUACUCUUGUUUUUUUUUCUUUUGAGUUCACUGGUUAUACUUUAUCGUGUGUUAAUAUUUGCCAAAGGUUUGACAUAAUAUUUUUAAUUUGAGAGCCUAACUCCUUAAGGACACAUGACAUGUGUGACAUGUCACGAUUCCCUUUUAUUCUAGAAGUUUGUUCCUUAAGGGGUUAAAAGGACACUCCAGUCACCAAAACAACUUUAUCUAAAUUAAGUUAUGGCGCCAGGAGAUCCUUAAGGGGUAAACUGUUUUCGAAUGGUCUAACCCUGAAGUAGCCUACAGCAGCUAUCUUCAUCGGGUGUCUCUGAUUGGCUGAGAGCGUCAGCUGACCACUCUCAGCCAAUCAGCGGCUCCCCUGCCCAGCGGCACUCUGUGCUUCCUGUCUGUGAAAUUUCAGGAGCAAGAUGUUGCUUGAGGGGGAAUAAAGAUCACCGCUGGAGGCAACUUUGAAGUUAAACUGUUUGAGAAUGGGUUAACACCAUGAGGUAAGAGUGUCUUAAGGUAUUAUAAUGUUUUUUCCAAAAACCUUGACGUGAGAAUGUAAAAUUCCUCUAUCGGAUCUAGCUUCUUCUCACCCUCAUUUAUUGCCUUUUUGUAAUGUUCCUGAUCCAUUUAGGAAAAUACACUGCUUAAAAAAAUAAAGGGGACACUUAAACAACACAAUGUAACUCCAAGUCAAUCACACUUCUGUGAAAUCAAACUGUCCACUUAGGAAGCAACACUGAGUGACAAUCGAUUUCACAUGCUGUUGUGCAAAUGGGAUAGAAAACAGGUGGAAAUUAUAGGCAAUUAGCAAGACACCCCCAAUAAAGGAGUGGUUCUGCAGGUGGUUACCACAGACCACUUCUCAGUUCCUUUGCUUCCUGGAUGAUGUUUUGGUCACUUUUAAAUGCUGGCGGUGCUUUCACUCUAGUGGUAGCAUGAGACGGAGUCUACAACCCACACAAGUGGCCCAGGUAUUGCAGCUAAUCCAGGAUGGCACAUCAAUGCGAGCUGUGGGAAGAAGGUUUGCUGUGUCUGUCAGCGUAGUGUCCAGAGCAUGGAGGCGAUACCAGGAGACAGGCCAGUACAUCAGGAGGCCGUAGGAGGAGGCCGUAGGAGGGCAACAACCCAGCAGCAGGACCGCUACCUCUGCCUUUGUGCAAGGAAGAACAGGAGGAGCACUGCCAGAGCCCUGCAAAACAACCUCCAGCAGGCCACAAAUGUGCAUGUGUCUGCUCAAAUGGUCAGAAACAGACUCCAUGAGGGUGGUAUGAGGCCCUGAUGUCCACAGGUGGGGGUUGUGCUUACAGCCCCACACCGUGCAGGACAUUUGGCAUUUGCCAGUGAACACAAAGAUUUGCAAAUUCGCCACUGGCGCCCUGUGCUCUUGACAGAUGACAGGUUCACAUUGAGCACAUGUGACAGAGUCUGGAGACGCCGUGGAGAACGUUCUGCUGCCUGCAACAUCCUCCAGCAUGACCGGUUUGGCAGUGGGUCAGUAAUGGUGUGGGGUGGCAUUUCUUUGGGGGGCCGCACAGCCCUCAAUGUGCUCGCCAGAAGUAGCCUGACUGCCAUUAGGUACCGAGAUGAGAUCCUCAGACCCCUUGUGAGACCAUAUGCUGGUGCGGUUGGCCCUAGGUUCCUCCUAAUGCAAGACAAUGCUAGACCUCAUGUGGCUGGAGUGUGUCAGCAGUUCCUGCAAGACGAAGGCAUUGAUGCUAUGGACUGGCCUGCUGGACGUUGCACCACAGACUGUCCAGGAGUUGGCAGAUGCUUUAGUCCAGGUCUGGGAGGAGAUCCCUCAGGAGACCAUCCACCACCUCAUCAGGAGCAUGCACAGGCAUUGUAGGGAGGUCAUACAAGCACGUGGAGGCCACACACACUACUGAGCCUCAUUUUGACUUAUUUUAAAGACAUUACAUCAAAGUUGGAUCAGCCUGUAGUGUGUUUUUCCACUUUAAUUUUGAGUGUGACUCCAAAUCCAGACCUCCAUGGGUCGAAAAAUUUGAUUUCCAUUUUUUUAUUUUUGUGUGAUUUUGUUGUCAGCACAUUUAACUAUGUAAAGAACAAAGUAUUUCAAAAGAAUAUUUAAUUCAUUCAGAUCUAGGAUGUGUUAUUUUUGUGUUCCCUUUAUUUUUUUGAGCAGUGUAUUUUGCUCUACAAAAGAUUAAUUCAUGAUGGCCUUUUAAUUUGGUGAUGAAAUGAAAAAGACUUACAGGAAUUUGUUAUUUAUAUAAUCAUAAAUGAUAUGGGUUUGCAAUUUACCCUCGAGUAGAGUACAAAUGCAAUAGUUUUCUUAAAUAUAUUAUAUUUACCUUCCUGAUCCUCACGCGAGUAGUUUAGUGAUGCCGGGCCCGGAAUGACGUCAUAUUCCGGCACCUGGCAUCACCACAGAUGGCGCGCGUGCAGUUAGGAGCAGGAACAACAGACUGUGCUCCAACGCUGCCCCCAGCUUUCUGCUUCCUCUUCCCCUGGCUUGGUAAAUUUCAGCAGAGUAAGCACCUGCAAUGUGGGAAAAGCAGGUGCCUACUCUGCCUUAACAGUAAUCACCGUUCCGGGGGCACCCCUAGGUGGCCAGCUUUCCACCACUUAGGCCCCCUGUUACACCCAGCUACUUGCCGCGCCCCCGACCUCCUGGACCAGAAUCGACCCUGCCCGUGCCCCAUUAUUGAUGAAGAAUGUCUUUUCCUUUAGUUUGACAUGUUUGUUGUAGCUGAUCAGUGUAUAACAAUAAAAAGAUUUAAAACGUCCCAAUAUUUGUUUUUAUAUUGGUCUUUUUUUUUCUGUUAUCCUCAGUUGCGACAUAUAGGGGAAAUAAAAGUGAAGAUCCAACAUGGUAGCAUGUCAAUACAGGCAAAGAGAGUGAUAAAAAGCAAUUUCUAGCAGUAGAAGCUGUCACCUGAUUAAGUUUUUUCUUAAGUCGUUACAUCUCCUAAAAAGCCUUUUCUGCUUCUAAUAGAUACAUUUCCAACAGCUAUAAAACUAGUUUCUCUCUCCCAUUAUCUGUUGGUUUGAUUAUUAUAUUAUUCUCUAGUUAUAGUAUAUUCUAAAUGUGCUUUAAUAUCUUUCCUUGACAAGUUAUAUCAUUUAUAUUUGCUUAAUUUUAAACUCUCUUUAUAUCACAAUUUUUUUCAAAAGCUACAUUUUUUUCUAAAAUCAUUGUUUUUUGGAUAGAAUGUAGAUUUUUAUUUGAAAUCUGUUUGUAUAAAGUCACAGGGAUACUCCUCCACAAUUACCUCGGUCUAACUGAAAAAAAAUCUUCAGACACAGAUUGCUUCAGAAAUGGCUCAUAUCCACAAAAAGGUCAAAAACCUUAGUGGGUCCACAUUGUAAACUUUGGUUAGAAUAUUUAUAUAAUUACAGUAACAUUUUAAAUCCUAUCUGUAGUUAGAAUCUUACUCUCUUUGCUCCACUUAUAAUUCUUCCUUCCUCUAUUUCUCAUCAAGGUACUAUGCAUUUGUGUCAAUCAAUUUAUUUCUGACCCCUCCGAAAAUCUUCAUUAAAAUCUGGACUAUCUAGCAAUUUGAAAUCUAGUUCUUAUGGGGAUCCGGUUUCUUUCUCCAUUUAUUUGGGUAGUGUUUCUUAAUUGUUUUACCAUGGUCUCUUAAUCUAUCUCCACUCCAUGAUGUAUUGAUCCGAUCAUACUGUUGGUCACGGUGUGUAGACUUCGGUUGCCUAACUUAGGCUGCUGAGUCUCCCAAUCUCUGUGAUAAAAUGAAGUUUUGGAAUUUCUAUAAUGUACAUUUUAAUUAGUUCUAUUGUUGUGGUUUUGUAUAUUAGUUAUCUUUCUUUUGAAGUUUCUUACUUUACCCUUUUUAUAGUCCUCGAAUAUAUCUCAGAUACUUAUUUUUCCUUAUAGAUAGAUAUAGCGCUUAUUUGUUUAAAAUAUCAAUGUUUCUAUACACCAAGUCUUUCUUAUUAGCUUCUAUACAUCCAAGUGAUCCUUUACCUUAUCACCAAUACAAGAUGCAAAACAAGAAGAGGAUGUAGCACUUUAGAUAGUUACAAAAUUAAUUAAUCACCUUUUUAAUUUUAGCAUGGAGGCGAACACACUUAGUUAGGAGGCGGACUUUUCUGAUAUAUUCAAUAUAUUCAAAAACCUAUAAAAAAUAAUUCAACAUAGUAUAUAUCAUAUAAAAAAACAAUAGAAAGGGAGCACACUACAUUAAAUCUCACAUUACCCUUAUUUGUACUCUUUGUUUAAUUAAUUGGUCAAUGGUUUAAUUUCUCCUGCAAUUGACAUAAAAGAAAAAUGCAAAUAGGGUAAUAAAGUUGAGCCUUAAUUUCACUAGAAAUGUAAAAGGUCUCACUCACAUGGUCUUGAGCCACUUUCCUUAAACUGGUUCAGACUACAGGUGUAGAAAGAUAUCUGCUCAUGGCUUCCAAAGUACAAGCUGCUUACUCUCCGUGGUCCCUUGUUGAAAUAAAAUAUUCCAGGAUGCAGGAAAUUGAAUAUAAAGAUUUAUUGGACACACUAAAAAUAAAAGCAAAUUACUUGUACAAAUAUAACUUAAAUCUACAUAUGCAGAUCUGGUGACUGGACGCGUUUCGGCCUGAGCCUUUAUCAAAAGUCUUUCUUCCAGUCCUCAUCUUGACGAUUUAAAUAUCCCGGUUUUGGCGCCUUUUCGGAUCCACUGUGCAAAUAUGACUUCCGGUGCCAGGGCUGCAUCCUACGUCCUGGUGCCCGUUUCAUGCGGCUUCUGGUUUCCUGUCUAGAGUGUUAUGAAUUAAUAAACUUUUUAAAAUAACAAAUAAAAAGAGCAUAAAUUAGCAAAAUCAAUUUUUUGCAAAUUUAUGCUCUUUUUAUUUAUUUUAAAAAGUUUAUUAAUACAUUUUGAAGUUUUAUUCAUUGAUCCUGGUUCCCAGCAUUCCAGUCCAGAACAGAAUGGAGUGCAGUCCCUAAUAUGCACAACACCUUAGAAUUGAGUUAUUACUGUCUGACUCCAGAUUUGUAAGUACCCACUUGGGAUUCUUUAUUUUAUACUAGGAAUGCUACUGGCAAUACUGCGCAAUCAUUUGUAUUUCUCAUCUUCCCUAGGGAAUAAGAUCUAUACCGGCAAUAGGGGUGGGUCGCCUAAACAGACCCGGCGACGAUUCAAACCAGAGCUGGGUCUAUAGCUCUCCGUUUGUGAGUGUAUACACACUAUAAUUGAAAUUGAUUACCUGAUUGUGUAUGAUAUAUACUAUGUUGAAUUAUUUUUUAUAGGUUCUUGUAUAUAUUGAAUAUAUUAGAAAAGUCUGCCUCCUAACUAAGUGUGUUCGCCUCCAUGCUAAAACUAAAAAGGUGAUUAAUGAAUGUUGUAACUAUCUAAAGCGCUACAUCCUCUUCUUGUUUUGCAACUUAUUUUUCCUUGAAUAAUUUCCAUCUCAACUUCAGAAAGCAAGAAAAAGGAGAUUUGUUCAAUAAGGCUAAGCUGUUUCGAAACUUGGAUGUAUUCACUUUGUUAUAUUUAUUUAUUAAUAGAUUUUUUUAUUUUAUUUUAUUUUUUUACUGAUUUAAUUGUUUUGUAUAUUCUGCAUCUACAUUGAAGAAGUUUUUUUGCAGAAAUACGUAUUCCAUAUCUCCUAUACCGUGUCAGUCCUGCUAUUAGGUACUCAGAUACAUGUGAGUUCAACUAAUUGCACAUUAUUUUUAUGGUCUUGUUUUUAAGUUGCGCUAUGAUUAUCGUUUGUUUAUGAUUAUUUAGCUACCUUGCUUUAUGAUAUGAUAGAACACCACAACCUAAAAGGUCCAAAAGUGAUCGACACUUGAGCCAAGUGCAUAGUGGCUCUGCACUAUGUGAGUUCACUCCUUAUCAGUUUAAUCCAAUUAAUAUUUGCACACAGUUGUCUGCACCAAUUUUUUUUUUUACAAUUACCGUUUUUGUAGUUUGUACAUAUUGUGUUGGGUAUUUUUUGCAGUCCACUAUUUAUUUGUGUUGUUUUUGAUAUGUGCAUGUAUAGUGGAUUGAGGUGAGACAUGCAGGUACACUGCCUAUCCUUUUUGCACACAAAUCACCUUUUUUUUUUUUUUUUUUAAUGUAUUAUUAUUAUUAUUAUUAUUAUUAUUAUUAUUAUUAUUAUUAUUAUUUUGCUUGAGAGUCCCCAGCAGUCCAUCCUCUGUGUUGCUUGGGCUAAUGAGGAAGCAUUAUCCUGAGCAGCAAUAGAAAUCAUUGAAUGGAAGAGUUUCAGCUGACCCCUUGCAGCCUGUCGCAGUGCCCAUUGCUGGUAUGGAAGUGUGUAACCUCUGCUUUAGCCAUACCUCCACUCUGGGCCACUGUGUGAGUGGCCAGUGACUAUCAUUCAGUGUUAAACUGCUCAAAAUUGCUUUUAAUGCUCUAUGGGGGAUGACACCAGGGGACUCCAGGUAUUGUUACCAAUGCAAUGAGAUUACAUGGCUAUAGUGUCCAUCCUAGGGGAAAUUAUGCAAGAAUAUGUGUAUAAUAUGCACAUAUUGAAGUGAAGGUAAAACCACCAUUUGACAAACAUUAGUAGAAAAUAUACUCUGAUUAAAUAAGAGACAUAUGAAUUGGCAAACAGAAGUGUGCAGUAGCAAGUAUCGAUGUAAGCUGUGAGUAGAGUUAGUUGCAUAUGAUGGAAAUAGGAAAAUAAGGGACUGUAUGUGCUUUUGGAUUCUGAUGUUGGUAUUGCUCUAAUGUUGGUGUUCCUCUGUGUGUUUGUGUCUCAGCAGAUGCUAUCACUAGACAAAUAUUGAGGAAACAUUUUUGUUUGACCUUUUUAUUUUGUUUUGCAGGGGAUCCAGUGUACAGUGAUGAAAAGUAAGUGAUUGUCUUUCCCCUUCUCGGAUUUAAGCGCAUAUAUUUUGGGGUGGGUGGGCGUAGUACAGUCCAAGCAGAGCAAAUUAAUAAAAGUCUUAACAUUUAGCAUUUUACAUUAUAACAUUAAAGCAAUUAGGAGUAUGUCUCUGAAGAAGUAACAGAGCUACCAUUUAAUCAUGAACAUCUGUUCAUAAGGCAAUAAAAGAAUACGCUUUGGUAAGAAGCGAGAAUGGCAUAAAAGUGAAUGUAGCGCAGAGGUCGGUUACAGGCAAUCAGGAGCCACAACACCCACUGAAUGUUUGCUUAGAGAGUGACAUUUGAAGUCUCCACCCCUACUUGCUUUCCAUGCCAUCCCAUAGCAAAUGGUACUUUUGACAAGACCUUAUUGUUAUUGAUUAGCUUGUGAGUUUGUUUGUUAGAUGUGUUUAGUUAUAGAUUUGAUUAUUAAUGGUCAUCCCUGAAUACUCACUAUGUUCUUAUUUUCUACCAGGCAGCUGUAUGGACAUUAGCUGGAUAAAGCCCUUCAAGUGGACCCCAUCUGCUCCUGAAAGAAUUGACGUCAAUCCAGGAGUGCGAAAAAAUGAACUAGGUCAUCGAGUACCAGUUCUAGAAAUCAAAUGGACAUUGGCCAAAGAUUGUAAGUAAGAAGUUGCUGUUCAAUUGAGCUUACCAUGCAAACCACAAACAUAUGGGGGAAUUUAUAAAAUACUUGCAGGGUUAUUUGCUAAAGUAUGACUAGUCUAGAAUUCAAAGUGAAUUUAAAUUUUUAUUCCAUAAAACAUAGCCGAGAUGGAUAAUUUUUCCAGUUUAGUAAAAAAAUUGAUGUUCGUUGUGAAUUUGCUUCUGGUCACACUUUAGUGAAUAAGUCUGUAAAUGUUCAAAUUAUCUUACAAGGUGUGCUGGUAUAAAUGCAUAUCCUUAGGCAAAAAAUAAUAAUUUUGGGGUGCAUGUAUAAAAGAGUGUCCUUAAGGCAUUAUUACAUAUUCUAGUUUUUAGUGAAGGAAUAAUCUAGGGAUCGACCGAUAUUGAUUUUUUAGAGCCGAUACCGAUAAUCUGCGAACUUUCAGGCCGAUAGCCGAUAUCUUGCCGAUAUUCUGUACAUUUACUAUUUUGAAUAAAUAAACUAAUUUGAAAGGUAAAUGCACAAAAUAUACAUGCCACAUGUAGUGGAUGAAGUGUGUUUAGACAGGGGAACUGUGUGUGUAGUGGAUGCAGAGUGUGUGUUUGUGUAGUGUGUGUAUAAUGAAUGUAGUGUGUAUAUAAUGCAGUGUGUUUAUGUAUUGUGUGUGUGUUUAUGUAUUGUGUGUGUGUGUUUGUGUAGUGUGUGUGUGUGUGUAUGUAAUGCAGUGUGUGUAUGUAAUGCAGUGUGUGUUUGUGUAGUGUGUGUUUGUGUAGUGUGUAUGUAAUGCAGUGUGUGUAUGUAAUGCAGUAUGUGUGCAGUGUGUGUAUGUAAUGCAGUGUGUGUGUCUGUAAUGCAGUGUUUGUGUAGUGUGUGUUUGUGGUGUGUGUAGUGUGUGUAUGUAAUGCAGUGUGUGUAUGUAAUGCAGUGUGUGUGUGUCUGUGUAGUGUGUAUGUAAUGCAGUGUGUGUGUCUGUGUAGUGUGUAUGUAAUGCAGUGUGUGUGUGUAUGUAAUGCAGUAUGUGUUUGUGUGUGUUUGUGUGUUUGUGUAGUGAUGUAAUUUGUGUAAUUUUUUAUUUUAAUUUUUUUUAAAUAUUUAAAUGUUUUUUUUGUUUAGUCCCCCCCUAGUGUGUUUGUGUAGAGUGUGUUUGUGUAGAGUGUAUGUAAUGCAGUGUGUGUCUGUGUAGUGUGUAUGUAAUGCAGUGUGUGUGUGUGUCUGUAGUGUGUGUAUGUAAUGCAGUGUGUGUGUGUCUGUGUAGUGUGUAUGUAAUGCAGUAUGUGUGCAGUGUGUGUUUGUGUGUGUCUGUGUUUGUGUAGUGAUGUAAUUUGUGUAAUUUUUUUUAAUAUUUAAAUGUUUUUUUUGUUUAGUCCCCCCCCUAGUGUGUUUGUGUAGUGUGUGUUUGUGUAGUGUCAGUGGUGUAUCCUGGUUUUGUGCUGCCCUAGGCAGGACAAAACUCAGGCACACCGCGCCACCCCCACCCGCGUAACCGCCACCCAACCUUCUGCUCCGCUUCUAAAUACACACACAUUCACUGACAGAUACGCAUUCACUAGCUAACAGAAACACACAGUCACUAACAGACACACACUCACACACUCACUAACAGACACACACACUCACAGGCAAACACACACACACACUCACAGGCAAACAGACACACACACUAACACUAACAUACAUACACUAACACUAACAUACAUACACUAACACUAACAUACAUACACUAACACUAACAUACAUACACACUAACAUACAUACACACUAACAUACAUACACACUAACACUAACAGACACACACACUAACAUCCACACACUAACAUCCACACACUAACAUCCACACACUAACAUCCACACACUAACAUCCACACACUAACAGACAUCCACACACACUAACAUACACACUAACAGACACAAACACUAACAUACACACUAACAGACACAAACACUAACAUACACACACUAACAGACACACACACUAACAUACACACACUAACAUACACCCACUAACACUAACAUACACACACACACACACACACACUAACACUAACAUACACACACUAACACACACGCACACACUAACAUAGACACACUAACAUACACACACUAACAGACAUUAACACACACACUAACAUACACACACUAACACACACUAACAUACACACUAACACACACACACACUAACAUACACACUAACAUACACACACUAACAUACACACACUAACAUACACACACUAACAUACACACUAACACACACACACACUAACAUACACACUAACAUACACACACUAACAUACAUACACACUAGCAGACAUACACACACUCACUAGUGCUUUUUUUUUUUUUUUUUAUUUAGCCCCAGCCUCCUUACCUUUGGUAAUGCUGGGGGGGGUUCUUCCUCUCCCUGGGCGCUGGGCGGCAGUGGCUGCAGGGCGGGCGAGCGAGGGAGCUCUUCCCCUGAGCGCUCUGCUCAGCUCCCUCGCGCGCCGCCAGCAGAGUGAGGCUGGGAGCCGGGUUGAUGACGUCAUAUUCCGGCUCCCAGACUCACUCUGCUGGCGGCGCGCGAGGGAGCUGAGCAGAGCGCUCAGGGGAAGAGCUCCCUCGCCGCCCGCCCGCCCGCCCAGCGCUGCAGCCACUGCCGCCCAGCGCCCAGAAUGUCUGUUAGCCGCGAGGCUAACAAGACAUUUGCCCUGGGCAUUUGGGGGGCGGCGUUUUUUGCCGCCCCCUGAAAAAUGCCUCCCAAGGCAAAUGCCUUGUUUGCCUCGCGGCUAAUACGCCCCUGUGUAGUGUGUGUGUCUGUGUAGUGCGUAUGUAAUGCAGUAUGUGUGCAGUGUGUGUGUUUGUGUAGUGAUGUAAUUUGUGUAAUUUUUUAUUUUAAUAUUUUUUUUAAUAUUUAAAUGUUUGUUUGUUUUUGUUUAGUCCCCCCUCCCUGCUUCUUAUCAGGGAGGGGGAUAUAGUAUUCCCUGGUGGUCCAGUGGCUUGUUAAGUACAGUGGUGGCUCAGCAGCAGCAAGCGCUGACUUACCUUGCAAGCAGCUCCUACAGCUCCCUGUGUAAAUCUCGCGGCUCUUAGUGCCGCGCGGAGCGUUGCCAUGGUAACCCGUGGCAACGCUCUGCGGCCGCGGGUCUCGCGAGAUUUACACAGGGAGCUGCAUGCAAGGUAAGUCAGCGCUUGCUGCUGGCCCCCACAGGACCGCCGGGCUUGUAAUGGGCCCGGCUGUCCUGUUAUAUAUUAUCGGCAAUAUCGGUAUCUGAAUUGGCCGAUACCGAUAUUGCCGAAAAUACCAAAUAUCGGCCGAUAAUAUCAGCCAGACCGAUAAUAGGUCGAUCCCUAGAAUAAUCCUAAUUUUACUACAUGACAGGAGGCUAUAUAUUUUGCAUUGGUAACACUAUAAUAAUAGCAAAAAAGGUUCUUCUCUGAGCCAAUCUGCCGAACGGAGAAAGUCAAGCAAAGACGCACCAGUCCGAAAAGCGUCCGAGGCUGCCUCUCAUUGAGCCAAAUGAGCACCAAAUGAAAAAUCAAUGGUGGCCAAGGUGAGAAGCCACAGAACACACAGGUCAAGGUUAUAACAGAGUAGGAAGAAUGCAGAGUAGAGUAAAAUGAACAUGGUGCAUGAGUGUCCUAAAAACAUACAGCUUGGAUUUAGACGGAAAUAAAACAGGUUAAAGACGAAAGCCAAACCUGACUUAGCUCUACAUGAGAUGUAGAAGUAUACUCCCUCUGGGUAAAAGGCAAAAUGAUCCACAUCAUGGAUGUCCGAAACUUAACAGAAAGAAACCAGACAUAAGAUUAAAGUGAACUUCACUGACAGUCAGCGAAGAGAGAGGUGAUUGUUAUCUGCCCAAUCUGAAAGAAAGCAAAUAACCGGAGGGACAUCUACAGAUGAGAAUAUUCAAUCCAGGGGGCAAAAGAGAUGAAUAUCCUUCAAAAAUCUAUAAACCAAAGUAUUCUUGCCAAUAGAAACUCCCUGAAUCAAGGCAUUGGAUGCUGAAAUAGCUGAGCGAAUCACGUUGAUGAAAAGAUAAGACUUACCCUCCAAAAACAAUAUGGACAAGAAAACUAACCGGAACAGGGGUCAUAAAGUGAACCAGGUUCCUCUCCAUACACCAUUCACACCAAGAGGCCCAAAUAGAGAGAUAGCAACAUAUGGUACCUUGGGCCCAGGAGUCCCAGAGAAGAUCCCAUGGUAAAGGCAGUUUUGAAUAAAUAGCGGGUGUGGAUUUUAUUGAGGAUUACUAAGAAGAUAUGGAAAAGAUCGGAGUAGUAGAGGAUCUGCAUACAAGAGCUCCAGAAAGUCCUGGAACCCUGCCUGGCUCAGCCACAGUGUAUUCAUCAACACAAUCAAAAUCUGUUAGUUCUGGAUCAGGUGGGAUACCUGAGAUAUCAAGGUGAAUGGGAAGAGGAUCCGUAUGCUCCCCUCUUCAGCUGUCAUUGAAAAUACACAUCUCCCACCAGACACUCCGGAUCUGGUAGGCAAUUGAAGAAACAGUUGGUCAUGUAUGCAAAUGUAUAAAAAUUAAAGUGACCGUUGAGGUAGCUCAGUUGACAGAUUACUGACCUCUCCAACAUCCAGUCGAUGGAAUCCCUUCAAUGAUGGGAGAUCCAGUCCGUGUGAGUUUGGUUUUUCCUGGGAGAUGUUUCGACUGAUCACCCAUGUCAAGUCAGUCAACUGUGCCCCCCCAUUUUUGGUGUAUUGAACAGAGGAAACUGCAGAGACAUAGUCCAUGCAAAGGAAUAUGCAACAGUUCAUGAGGUCCUUCGCCAGGCUGCAAAGGAGAUCUUUUGGCCCCGACCAGGGUCCGCCAGAGCCCAAUGCCUGGGCAGGACAUUCCACAGCCCCAAAGACUGUCAUCUGAUUUCACUAUAAAGUUGGAAUGCAUUCUAAAGAUGGCCUGCAUGCAUAGGAGCAACCAGCGAAGCUCGGCAAAACCAACUGAUCAUAAGACCGUAGACUACGUAGAUAUUUCGCCUUAAACUGCUUCAAACCUCAAUGGACAGGGGCUCAUCUUAAGUAGAUGCCAGGAUUAUAUUGCCAUAAGCAGAAAAACACCAGAGAAACAAGGGGGGUACCAGCUAGAAAAAGUGGACAGAAGCAGAAGGAUGAAGCUUGCACCAAACACGCCUUAUUGGCUAAACCUAAUAAGGUUGUGAAUCAUAGCGACUAAAUGGUCACAUGAUCCUUCGACUAUUAGACAAGGUGACCACUGACAAUCUUGCUACCUGUGCGUGUCUCAAGGUGGUAGUUGCAACAGCACAAAACUGCAAAGCAACAUCUACAGGAGUGAGGAUGACCCAAGAGAAAUCUGUAAGAGCAGAGUAAUGGAGAACCCCCCACCCCCCUCAAUAUUUGUGGUUUGUAGCCUGUGUGUACAAACAUCCAGCUUCUACAAACCAGAGCUUCACACUGUAAAGCUCUGUCAAUACUCUAUCACUGUCAAUUUCCCCCCCUCUCUCUUCUCAGCCCCACUCUCUCACCCUCCAUCACUUCCCAAACCCCCUGCCCACUUAACACACUAUAUUAUCUAUAUAAUAUCUUCCUCUCUCUUCUUUCACUCCACUCUGUCAUUUAGAUGACUUUCUAACACAUCCUUCCACUGUACAUAGUUAAAUACACAGUUACCCUAUCCUCCACUUCUCACAACCCAACCCAGAGGCACGCUGGAGAGCCCAGUCACAGCGGGCUACAAGCAAAUACCGACACCGAACGUAGCCCAUUUCCUCAUAUUGCUGUGUGCUUCACCCCUAAUGGGACCUACACCCUACUCUCUCCAGUUUCUCAACAGAUGUACGACACUUACAGUUUACAAAGGCGUUAAGAUAGCAGACAAGACCACCCCAAGCAGCAACUAAAUCUUCAACACCGUAAGAUCUCAACUGCAACACAAGACUCUGAGCAACCAAACUGGUUGCCUCCUUCUACUACACUUUAGAUGCGACCUGGUAAAGCUACCGGGGAACAGAAAGAUUAAAAGGCUUUGUUAUCAACCUGUUUUGACAUAUACAUAUGUCUAUACAUAACCUAUACAUGUCGUAUAUAACAUAUACAAGAUGUUUCAAUUUAGUUUAUUGCAAGCUAUCCAGUGUCACAGUAUGUCACAUUAUGGUUUUUAUUUUUUUGUAAAUUGCAAAAUAAAACCUUUAAAAAAAAAAACACACUGUCAAUACUCAUGUAUUGACAGACAUCAAGGAGUUUGAACCAAAUACAAUCUUUUAUCACCGUCUCCAACUUACAACAACUGCCCUGCUCCUAACAGAUCACAUGACUAAAACAUAAGCUGUUUCCUAGCACACAUAAUACAUAAACAUGUCUAAUGAACCUAAAACCCAAUAGUUCAGUAGACCUAGGUACACAUUGUGUCCUGAUGAUUGUACUUUCCAAAUAAUGGAGUUGGCUGUGUCAGUUUGAUCAUUGGCCUCUGGAUUAUCAGGGCUAGCUGGUUUGUAUGUGACUCCACCAGUUGUAGAAGAUAUUGUUUUUUGCACAAUGUACUCCAGUGGCUUGGGGUCAGUUUCCACACCUACCAGAUGACCAUAAAUAUACUUUUGAAAAUUGUCACACCCUGUCACUAUGGCCAGCAUCCUUUUACAUUUGAGCGUAAUUGGCUUUUGUCAUUGUCACAGCUUGUGAAGCAUGCGCCACAGGAUAUCCCUUUUGAGUCCGUAUUGCACCUAACCCAAAUUGGGAUGCAACAACUUGUUCACAUCCAAAUAUUGAUGUUUUGGUCCAAGUUGUUUCUCUCUUUUUUUAUUUUUUUUUUAUUUCUUUUUUACUAUCUCAAAUGUUUGUUUUUUUCCAUAUUUGCAUCCCAAGACCAAAUAGCAUCCCUCUGUAGCAGUACAGGGAGUGCAGAAUUAUUAGGCAAGUUGUAUUUUUGAGGAUUAAUUUUAUUAUUGAACAACAACCAUGUUCUCAAUGAACCCAAAAAACUCAUUAAUAUCAAAGCUGAAUAUUUUUGGAAGUAGUUUUUAGUUUGUUUUUAGUUUUAGCUAUGUUAGGGGGAUAUCUGUGUGUGCAGGUGACUAUUACUGUGCAUAAUUAUUAGGCAACUUAACAAAAAACAAAUAUAUACCCAUUUCAAUUAUUUAUUAUUACCAGUGAAACCAAUAUAACAUCUCAACAUUCACAAAUAUACAUUUCUGACAUUCAAAAACAAAACAAAAACAAAUCAGUGACCAAUAUAGCCACCUUUCUUUGCAAGGACACUCAAAAGCCUGCCAUCCAUGGAUUCUGUCAGUGUUUUGAUCUGUUCACCAUCAACAUUGCGUGCAGCAGCAACUACAGCCUCCCAGACACUGUUCAGAGAGGUGUACUGUUUUCCCUCCUUGUAAAUCUCACAUUUGAUGAUGGACCACAGGUUCUCAAUGGGGUUCAGAUCAGGUGAACAAGGAGGCCAUGUCAUUAGAUUUUCUUCUUUUAUACCCUUUCUUGCCAGCCACGCUGUGGAGUACUUGGACGCGUGUGAUGGAGCAUUGUCCUGCAUGAAAAUCAUGUUUUUCUUGAAGGAUGCAGACUUCUUGCUGUACCACUGCUUGAAGAAGGUGUCUUCCAGGAACUGGCAGUAGGACUGGGAGUUGAGCUUGACUCCAUCCUCAACCCGAAAAGGCCCCACAAGCUCAUCUUUGAUGAUACCAGCCCAAACCAGUACUCCACCUCCACCUUGCUGGCGUCUGAGUCGGACUGGAGCUCUCUGCCCUUUACCAAUCCAGCCACGGGCCCAUCCAUCUGGCCCAUCAAGACUCACUCUCAUUUCAUCAGUCCAUAAAACCUUAGAAAAAUCAGUCUUGAGAUAUUUCUUGGCCCAGUCUUGACGUUUCAGCUUGUGUGUCUUGUUCAGUGGUGGUCGUCUUUCAGCCUUUCUUACCUUGGCCAUGUCUCUGAGUAUUGCACACCUUGUGCUUUUGGGCACUCCAGUGAUGUUGCAGCUCUGAAAUAUGGCCAAACUGGUGGCAAGUGGCAUCGUGGCAGCUGCACGCUUGACUUUUCUCAGUUCAUGGGCAGUUAUUUUGCGCCUUGGUUUUUCCACACGCUUCUUGCGACCCUGUUGACUAUUUUGAAUGAAACGCUUGAUUGUUCGAUGAUCACGCUUCAGAAGCUUUGCAAUUUUAAGAGUGCUGCAUCCCUCUGCAAGAUAUCUCACUAUUUUUGACUUUUCUGAGCCUGUCAAGUCCUUCUUUUGACCCAUUUUGCCAAAGGAAAGGAAGUUGCCUAAUAAUUAUGCACACCUGAUAUAGGGUGUUGAUGUCAUUAGACCACACCCCUUCUCAUUACAGAGAUGCACAUCACCUAAUAUGCUUAAUUGGUAGUAGGCUUUCGAGCCUAUACAGCUUGGAGUAAGACAACAUGCAUAAAGAGGAUGAUGUGGUCAAAAUACUCAUUUGCCUAAUAAUUCUGCACUCCCUGUAGUUGUGCUAUCUACUGACAAAGCCCAGAGAGUACUUGAAUAGAUAGCUGACAUUAUUUUCUAUGAAUCCGGUUUCAAACCCGCAUUGGUAAUUAGGCGUCCAAAAUGUGUGACGACUUCUACCCCAGUUUGCAUUUGUUUUGAUUGAGUUUAAGAUUUUUCUCAUGACACUGAGUAAGGCAAUUAUGUGUCUGUUGUGAUCAAUAUGUUAUCAGUUAGCACAUCAACACCAAGCAAACCAUCGAUUCAUGUAUUUUGAAAUAUGGGGGCUGGGGGAGGGGACACUAGGUCCACCCCUCUUGUUAUAAAUAUUCGGGUCCCCGCAUGCCAGCAUGGGAGAAGUUUAUGAGGGGCUCUUCUGAUUUGAAGAAUCCCACACCUGAUGUCUGGGACUACAUAUGUUAGUUUAGUUAAUCUAGUUGACUAGUUAAUACUUGCGCUGCUGAGGGUUUUCAACUAUUUGCCACAAGCUGCUAGCAAUUUAAGUGGGCAAAUAGUUCUUCAAAUGAUCAGGUCAGUUGCAAAAAGCGAAUUAAUGAUAAUUUGCAAAUGUGCAUCCUACCAGAUACAUUAGGUUUUUCUUCGGUAACCAUACAGUGGUUGAUAAAUUUCCGAUUCCGGUGCUGUAGAGUGGUUCAGAUGCUGAUAUUCGUGAUUUUCUGACCUCAUCUGUGCCAAUGUUACAGAAUCAGUCGGAUCAACCGAACACGGACGCAUUUGGCUUCAGUAAAUCAGAGAAUUACAACAUACUGGAAUUCACUUGUUUUCACUGGAUUUUGUCCAUUCUGACAAUAUCCAGUGUUUAGUGAAUAACCCUGUUUAUGUGACAACGACCCAUCACUUUUAGCUUUAUACCAGCAUAUCCAAUCAGUUUUGAUAGGUGUUGAGUCUCUAAGAGGGACUAAUUCUUGAGAAGUCUUCAGUACAUUUACUUGUGUUCCUGUAUCUAUUUUAAAUGUGGCUAGAGUUUUGGAGUCACCGGCUAUUGUGUUACGUAUUCUUCAUCUGCAGUAUGAUGUGUCUAUUGCAUUGCUGCAAGAUAUAUUGGGGUGCAGUCUGACUCUGACCCUGCAUUGCCAUCAUUGUCCUGUAUGGCAUUGACCGUGUUUGUCCUUGCUCUGUGUGAAGCCAGUUUACACAAUGUGUCAUCUUUUCUUGCAGAUUUGCCACCCUGCAUGCUGCGUGUGUGUUCACACUUGACUUUUGUCUCCUCACGUCCUCUUUCUUGCCAGUAUCUGCUGGUUUUACUUUCUCUAGCAUUGACUUGAUGGUGUGUUCUUCUUUCAUGACAUUUUUGUAUGAUCUAGAAACCCUGAUGGCUCUCUCAUGAUUUAAAUCCUCCAUCAGCGAACUUCUUCCUUCCCAUGAGAAUACGGUCUUUGGCGAGCAAAUGCAGUUUUGACAUCUGUUCAUCCACAGUUUUACUUCCACACUAGUUCCAGUCGUAAAACACAUUCCUUUGCAUGUGGAGUCUUUUCCUCUGGUUGCAAUACGCCUCAAACUUUGCGAACAGUAGUGCUGCUGCUUUCUGAUGAUCAGUCCACAUAUUAACAGCCUGCAAACACAGAUCACUCCCCUCCAUUUUGUUAGUUUUCAGAGUUGCUCCUUGGAUCUAAGUCCAGGGAUGGAAUGCUCUUAGCACUGCUAUUUGUUGCCAUAUCUCUUUCCACCCCACUUCUGGUACCAUGUGAAGUAUUAACAGACAUCAGAUAGCUUGAACAACCUUUAAUCUGCUUCUCAACUCAUCCCUUUCAGAUCACAUGACUAAAACAUUAACGGUUUCCUAGUACAAAAAGUUAGGCGAACAUGUCUACUGAACUUAAAGGCACGCUAUAGGCACCCAGACCACUUCAGUUCAUUGAAGUGGUCUGGGUGCACUGUCCCAGGUCCGUUAACCCUAGACCGGUAAUUAUUGCAGUUUUUAAUAAACUGCAAUAAUUACCUGCUAGGGUUAACUCCACCUUUAGUGGCUGUCUACCACACAGCCAUUAUACGGACUUGCGGGCUGUUAGAUGACUUUUGCUUAAUGCCUAACUGACACAGGAUGUCCUCCCGUUAUGCAUGGGGACGUCCAGUGUCCAGGGCCGUCUUUAAUAUUGAUUGGACCCUGGGCAAGCAUCUGUUUGGGCCCCCUGGGCAUGCAAUCACUCCCUCCACCCCAACCUAGAGGCAAAACUAAUGUAGAGAGUGCCUUGAUGCAACAAAAAAAAAUUCAGGCCUGCCCUGUAGCACAAGAGUAAAGAAAAGAUAGAUCCCCAUCUGUCAUACAACUCCUGCGAUGCUAUGCCAGCUGGGGAUCUACCAUCCUUGCAGGGUUGAAUUUUUGAGCAGUGUUUGUGCAAAUGAAUGUCAGCAUGUUAUUGUAUAGAGUGUAUGUGUGCAUGUAGGAGUGUAUUUGUAUGUACUGUUACCAUUGGAAUGCAGUGGUGUACUUAUGGGUAGUGUUUGCAUUUUAAUGCAGGGAUGUGUGAUUGUUUGUAGUGUUGGCUUUUAAAUGCAGGUGUACUUUUGUGUGUAGAGUUGGUGUUUGUAUAUAAUUUUAGCGUUUUAAUACAGGAAUGUGUUUGCAUGUAAUGUUUGUAUUUGCAUGCAGGGGGUGUUUGGAUGUAGUGUUGUCUUUUAAAUACAUGUGUACAUUUGUGUGUAGUAUUAGUGUUUCAGCAAACUGGUGUGUUUGUAAUGUUUGUGUUUGCAGGGGUCUGUGCAUGUUGUGUGAUUUCUAUAACACAUAUACACAUACACAUUAACACGCAGAUACACACAUGCUCACACUGACACAUGCUCACACGUUGACACAUACUGGCACAUACACACACACUCAGAUACACACCCUUUGACACACAGAUACAAGCACUUUGAUAUACACACACUGGCACAUACACACACACUGACACAGGUAUAUACACACACACUCAGAUACACACAUACAUAAAGGUAUAAAUGCAGGGGUGUAUAUGUGUACAGUGCUAGAGAUGGAAUGUAGGAGUGUAUUUGUGUUGGCAUUAAAAUGCUGGGAUGUAUGCAUUACCACACACUCAGAUGCACACUUACACACACACACCGAAACACACACACAGGUGCACAUACAGGUGUAUGAGGUAUACAUACACACAGAAACAUUGACACACAGACAAACACAGCCAGAUACACACAAUGACAUAAACACAGCCAGAUACACACAUAUAUAUGUGUACAUUUACAUAUUUUAAUCUCUGCCUUCUAGCAGCUCUUGGACAGCAACUCCCAGCAACCUUGGCCAAUAUAAUGUCUCAACUCUGUUCUUACAUACCCAUGUCCAGAAUUUGGCAAAAGUGACAUUUGGAAAUGGUGUACAGCCUUUGAUAACACUUGAUGCAAUAAUAUGUUAAAAUAAAUACUUUUUAAAUUUAUAUUUAAUAGGGAACUGUCAGGUUCUUCUAGGAUUUUUAACAUGUACUUAUUCCCUGUGUGUUACAUUACAAACACCAACACACUUAAAUAAAAGUGAUAUCAGAAAUUAGCAAAACAAAAAACAAAACAUAUUUAGCCACCCUCCUGUCUCCUUACCUUUUGGGUACAGAAAGGUGGCUUCCCUGGGGUCCAGUGAGAGCUUGUUGGCCCAGGCUGAUGGGAGUCUGCCAUCAGCUUUCUCAGUCCCUCUCCCCCACAAUGCUUGCAUCCUCCUCCGUGUGGUGUGUGCCUCCUCCCCAGCGGCACUGAGGAGGAAGUGAUCUGACCUCACUGCCUCCCAGCAUGCCCAGGAAACAAAGAGACUCACAGGGCAGUAUGUGAGGGGGCUAGCUGUGAGUAUGUAGUCAGCCACCCCCCAUAUAACAGGGGACCGGGCCGGUCCAGAGCAGUAUUAAAGGGCUGUGGCCCCUGAUUACCGCAGGGGGGCCAUGGGGCAGCUGCCUUAGGGCCCCCAGGAGUAACUGGGCCCGGGGCAGCUGCCCCUUUUGCCCCUCCUUAAAGACGGCCCUGCCAGUGUCACUGAAAGCCCCAUAAGAAAGCAUUGAAUAAUGCUUUCCUGUGGGGAAAUCCUAAUGCGCGUUAGGUCUCUCCCGCUGGCUGAUGUCAGCGGGGGAGGAGAGAAGGCGGACCCAAGCCAGUGCCAAGGAACAUAGUCACUGGAACCAGGUAAGUGACAGAAGGGGUUUUUAACCUGUUCUGCACCAUGGGGGGAGGGGAGUACUUAUCAGAGGGAGAAGCUAUAGGGUCAGAAAAAUGAGUUUGUUUUCCUGGCAGUAUAGUUUCCCUUAAAAGCAUAACAUAACACAUACGCAUCAUCACACUGCUGGUUAGCAGACUGGAACACAUCCUGCUUCCCACCCACACAAGGGGUUGAUAAGUAUUUCUGGUAUCCAAGUUAUUUUAACUCAGAAUAUGGGAAUAUUUAUCUUUUUAAAGAAUUGCAUCUCAAUAGGUAGUGUAUUUGGUGGAAUUGACUGUUCAUUGCUUUUAUUAGGAUACUUAUAUUUUGUACAUUUAGAUUAAAGCAGUGUUAUACUUUACUUUCUUUUAAACUGUAUUUCAAAUGGUUAAAUGUAUUAUUUCCUACCUAGUAAGGUAGUAGAAGGUGUUAAAGAUGAUGAAAGCCCCUAAAAAUCUUUCAUUGUAGACCUGUGAUUUCUGUUUUCGUAUAGUAAGUUUUAUAUUCUUGGAUAGGGUAAUUGUAAAGGACAUUUAGAUAGGAGGUUGCUGGAGAUAGUAACUUUAGCGAUGUUGAUCCUUCUCUUUUUUUUUUUUUUUUCACAGCCAGUAUUUUGGAUCUACAGGGCGUGGAGCUGUCUAUUGUUCAACCCAGCACCAACCAGCAGACCUGUGUCCAGUUUCAUUUUGGAAAUCAGUUCCCAAGUCAAGUCAGCCCACGAGGAGAAGCGGUAAGCAAUAACUCUUCAGUGAUCGAGGCUUUCCAAGAUUUAAUGUAUUUGGAAUUGAGGCCAUUUUUCUUUUUCUUUUUUUUAAACUCUUUAUUUUUCAUUGACAAGCAUGACAGAAAUAGGCAGGUGAAUUGGAUGCUUACGCAGAAGCUCCGUGUAUAUUAUUGCAUUAGUUUUAGUACCAUUUCAUUCUGUAGACACAGUUUACAGAGGAGUGGACUAGAAAAAGCAGAACUCUGCCCCUGUAUUUUGAAGUUCGGUUCCAGCUGUCAAACAUUUUAAAUAUAAAAACUGAAACAAUAAAAGUAAAACAAUACAUAUAUAAGUAACUAAAAAACAAAACAGUCAGCUAUAGGAGUUUAGACUACCAAUAUAAGGAGUAGGAGGGCGAAGGCCAUAUCAUUGUCUUAAUGGAUUGUUCUUGGAGUCUCACACUAAUCGAUACCUUAUUGGCUGCUUCCCAUAUUUCCUGCCAUACACCACUCUUCUGUAUCUCUCCCAACUCAGCUUCCCAUUGGUCCGUGUAGGUCAGUUGCCCCAGUCAGUGGAUUCCGAACUGAUCGAGUUGUAUAUGGUGGUAAUCAGGCCCUUACUUCCCGUUUCACUGUCACAUAGGAUCUCAAAAAAGGUUGGAGCACGCUUUGUCACCUCCUGCACUUUGCCUUGCUUCGCAAAGUCUUGUAAUUGCAUGUAUCUGAAAAAGUCCCUGCGGGCCAGGGGAUGGUGCAGUGAGAGUUCGUCGAAGGAAACAAACAAGUGGUUUGGAUAUAUAGGCCAGCGAAAUCCCUAACGUGCAUGCCAGGCAGAAAGGCCCUAUUCCUGAGGAAGGAGGUCAUAGGAGAUGGAUCUGAGAUCAGUGCCAGAGUCUUUUUGACUCUGUCCCAGAGAGUAAUGGAUGCCAGAAUGGCCGGGCAGUCUGUUCUGGGGAGGGGCCUGUGCUGCCUGUCUGUCCAAAUAUAAGAUUGUGGGAGGUCAGCCACCAUCAUGCCUGACUUCAGUUCGACCCAUCCUCUCUCGUCAGGGGGUGAGUGCCAUAAUACAAUCUGGGCCAGUUGAGCACCUAUGUAAUACAUAUAUAGGUUGGGUAAGCCUAAAGUCCCCCAGAGCUUUUGGCCAGUAGAUAACGCGUCUGGAGGUGUUUUGUCCCUUUCGCUAUAGGAAUGCCCUUGAUCUCUGGGUGUUCAAUGAUGAGGUGGAGUAGUGGCUCUAGCGCAAAAAGCAAGGGGGAAAGGGGUCCCAUUUGACAGGCUGAAUGGGGUUGGGAUUGCUCCAGGUACUAGAACCUGUGCCUUAGGAGUUGUGCACAGUGCCCUAAUGGCUCCUGUGAACUCAUACGGGAACCUCCAGAUUUCCAAUAGUCCAAACAGGUAUGGCCACAACACUCGGUUGAACUCCUUCUCUGCUUCUAGUGAGUAAUUAAGUUAGCCCAUUGUGUUUGUUAAUAGUAUCACAGGCUUAGGGGAGGGUUUAUGUACAUUAGCUGGGAGUGUUUAACUGUACAAAUCUGUCCUGAUUGGUUUUGUAACUUUGUAUCCUGUGUGCCACAAGGUCCAUGUGGGUGGUAAACUUUUGGGAACUAUAUAAGAGACCAUAAACCCUCAGACUGCUGAGUUCCUGUUUUACCCUCAACAUAGAGUCUCGUCUCAUGUGUGGGGGAAAAGGCUGUAUCUACACUGGGGAUUUCUAUAUGCUGUAUACUCCCCUGGCUAUAAUCACUAAGCUCUUUUAAGAGCUUGUUCCUGCUUCGCUCUCUGAAGGAAGAGAGGUUCACCCACUGGAGCCUGGAGCCCUGUCGUAGGUCCGGGGUGGGUAGGAGACGGCGAGAUCCUAACCAAGCUGGAGGGGUCUUCAAUGCUUAUGGUGUCAACUGGAGUGCUUGGAGCCCUCUGGAAGCACUAGGAGCAUCCAUCAACGGAGGUACCCAGUUGGGGUGCCAGGUGAUCCGUUACACAUGUCUAUACGGGAAUAGCUGUCAUGGGGUGCAGAAUAAAAUGUGUAGUUCCGGGGUGCUUGAGUCUGCAUGCACCCAGCAGACCCGAAUCCCGCAAAAACUAUGUAAUAUCUUAUCCUGACCCCCCCACCCCCAGAUCUGUGUGGAUGUUGGAGCCCUGGUCUGGUCCUUCUGUCGAUCCCAGGACAUGGUGCUGCAUUAAAGUCCCCUCCCAUGAGGAGGAAGUUGAGUUAUGUGUCCUAGACUGUAUCAAGCGGAGGAGUGACUUGAAAAACUAAGGGUUGUAUCGGUUUGGUGCAUAAAUGUUAAGGAGGUGGUACGUGCGACGGGCAAUGAUGCCGGCAAGGAGAAUAUACCUUCCGUCCUGUCCUUGAAUACAAUUAGACAACACUAGGGGGCAAGUUUUUCACAAUAGAAUCGCUACACCAUUUUGUUUUCAUAAGGAGCCAGAGAGGUAGGCCCUGUCAAAGCUAUGAUCAGUUAGUUUCAGAUGGGAGGAGUUAGGGAUGUGUUACUUGUAUGAAGGCUAUAUCCGCCCUUUGCCUUUUCACUUCCCUAAGUAGGAGCCUACGCUUUUGGGUGUUAUUCAAACCUUUGGCAUUAAGUGAGAGAAUUUUCAGUGUCCUCGGUUGGGUCAUAAGGGUAUGACAGUCUGAGCAAGUGAGCCCUUGUGCCUAGGGUACAGAUCACCAUGGUGGGUCCACUUGGGCAGAGGGGUGUGUAUGCCUGCAAGGCUCCGCUCUGGCUCUUUCGAUGGCACGCUAGGCGGUGUCCCACUAUUUACUCCUUGAAAGCUGGGGUAAUAACCAAAAUUAUUUCACCUUAAUACACUGCCUAUACUGGUCAAUCUGCACUUUUGUGUUGGGGGUUAGUUACACCCCCAGCACACUUGUUUUAGGCAGUCCAGAACUCUGUUGUAGGUUGCCUAAUGUCAACUUGUGCAUAUUUUAUAUCUCUCAUCAGUGCGCACAGCAGGCUGAUGACUGAAGUAAAGAACUUCUCCCUUAUAGGCAGUGCACUUGCAAGGAGAAGCUAUCUCUCCCCUCCUGAUCUGGGUGUGCUGCCUUCCACCCUGGCCAAAAUAGAGUUUUUUUUGUUUUGUUUUAAACCCUCCCUCCCCUUGCUGGCCCAGAGAUGACGUGGCUGUCCUGACAUCACAAAGAAGCUAGGAAACACUUCACCUGUAGCUAUGCCCAAUGCUGGAUUCCAGGUAAGUUAUAACUUUGUUUUAUAUCUAAUUUUUAGUUGGGGUGGGAUCUAAAGUAUAAUGCCUAAUAGAGCAUUAUACUUAACAAACAGCGAUAUGAAGAAAAAGGUUUGCGUAACCCUUUAAUCACACUGGCUCCAGAACAGCUGAGCACUUACUGCAGUUCUGUAAUGAUUUCAAUGAAUGAUUUAUGUCAUAAAUGAAGCAUAAUAAUGUUAAUAUGUUAAAGCAACCACUAGGGGUAGUAUGUAGGAUUCAGUUUCCUUUCAAAUAAUUUGUAUUGAAUUUUAAAAUGUAUAACAAUUGACAGAAAUAAAAAAAAACCUUUUUUUUUUUUUUUUACUGAAAUAGAUUACAAUAUGGGGGAAAUAAAUAUAUAUAUAUACACACAAACCCCAGCUACCGCAGCUUGAGGCUGUGCUCCGAAACCAAUUCACAGAGGUAGAAAAAUAGACAGCGGAUAACAAACUUUUCCUAAACACUGACAAAACAGUUACAUUGAUCUUUGAAACCUUACCUAAAUUAUGUAAACUACAAAAUCAACAACUGUGUAUCAAAACAAAUUCAAUUAGCACCUGACAGCAGUCUGCUCUUUUAAAUAUCUAGGUAUGUUGCUAGACCCAAAUCUAUCCUUUGGCCUUCACAUUGAAAAAAUCUCUUCAAACUUUACCCAAAACUAGGUGCCCUGUUCAGAAACACAUCCUGCCUAAGCCCUACUGUAAGGAAACAGUGCAACAAAUGGUAAUGCCGGUCAUUGAUUGUGGGGAUGUAGUGUAUGCACCCGCACCACAAACCCACCUUAAUAAAACUUAAUACGUUAUAUAAUUCGUUCUGCCGCUUUGUCCUAGAAUGUAAUUACUUUACCCACCACUGUGAUAUUUUAAAAGAGCUAAACUGGCUGUCUCUGGAAUCCCAAUACACUCUUCAGGCUCCAGCCUUGUGCAUAAGAGCAUUUCUAGGAAGCUCCAACCCUACCUGAGUAGAAUGCUCUCCCCAGCUGUUCCCACCUCAUAUAACCUCCGAUCCAGUACUAGCACGAAAUUUAACAUACCGCAAAACAAAAAGAAAGUGUCUCGAUCCUCCUUUUCCUACAGAGCAAUUAUGGAAUAACCUCAGGGACACAGUUAAAUCUUCAUUCAAUCUAAAAUCUUUUAAGAGAUAUGUGGCAAUAUACCUCAGCACAAAAUACACCUGUCAUGGUUAAUUAUAUUUACCUGUUAUGUAUUAAGUGUGCAACAUAUCACUAUAUCCAUCCUGGUAAAUUUAUUUAUAAACAAAUAAAUAAGUAUAGAAAAAAUAACAAUAUAUACAUCAAUAUUCUACAUAUAUUUAUAGUUAAAACAUAAAAGAUGAUAUGAAUCAUCAUCAAAACGUAUACAUAUAGAAGAUGACCAUGAAAAGAAAAAAUGUAGAAUAAUAACAAUAAUUAAAAACUAAUAAAAUUUAAAAAAAUUCAUUUUCCAUGGUUUUGUUAUGCCAUGUGCUUCUGGCAAUGACAUCGGAGGUCAGCUUACUUCCAUAAAACAUUCCACUUGGAAUAAAACACAUAGAUGAUAGAUAUUUUUUCUCUUGACUGUUUGCAGCGUGUAGACCAUCAUCUCUCUCUCUCCUUAGCCCAAGCCAAGCGCUGGGGACAUUUAUAAGUUAUAUGUUUUAGUUUGUUUAUUUUCUGUAUUGUAUUCUACUGUAAUAUAUUGUUACUGCUUGCAUUUGUUAUAGCCUGUUACUUGUUCUAAUUUACUGUAGUAAAUUGACAUUUAAUAUUCUGUUUGGUGUAUUUUCUAUCCACAAAUUCAACCACAAUAUAAAGAAACAUUACAAAAAAUAAUGUUUUAACUUAUUACUCAACUAUUGUCUAGUAAUUAAAAGAUUAAGAUUUAAGCCUUGCCCACAACAAGCUCAAUGUGGGUAUUUAUAUGGUGGGGCUGUGCACAAGCAGUCAUGCAACAUGGACAAACUUCGGCAUCAACUAUGUAUGCAUUGGUAGAAAUAAGUACAGUUGCAUAGCUUCUCUGUUUUAUGAGAAUGAGGCCUAUGUUGCAACAAUGUACUCCGUGCCAGUAAGGGAUUUGGAGUUGGUGUCAAUAGACACUAGAGGAACAGGUUAAUAAUUCGGGAACUCCAAGUGGCCUGAAAUCGAAACUCCACUACCUAAAUAAAAUUUUAAAUAUUACAAUUUAAUAGUAGGUUUAUAACAGGCAGUUCGACAAUUUCAGUUUAAACAAUAAGGCAUUCCUCUUCUCUUCCAUUACAGUGGCAAUUUGUCUUCAAUAACUUUGAAGUGGAGCGUAGCCAGACAUACCAUGUGACUGUCCAGAAUCUACCUCGACAGAAUAAUGCCAACAGCAAAGAACAAAGUAUUUAUAUUACAGGUAAGUUACUGACAUAAUGUCCUGUAUCCCUAAUACCAUAAAUAUAUUUCUGCCAUGUCCAUGCUCCUUAAUAUGAAGAAUAUAUUUUGCAGAUUGUGAAAUCAUGGCUUAAUGAAUGGUCCUUGCUUAUGUUUUCUUAUUUGCGUUCUAUAAAGAAUGUACCUUCUAUCUUUAGAAUGCAUUGGAGAAGGAUUGGGGCUCACAGACAUUUGUUGCAAGUCAGGUAAGUUUUCUUUUAAAUAUUUUUCUUAAAGCUUUGGACUCUACCUUUAAGUGACCUUGCCUUGAAAUAAACUAAAUCGUACUGUACAUCAAAAUGACACUUCAAGCACCAUGAUCACUGGAGCCUAUUGAGGUGGUUGUGGUGCUAGGAUUCUUUGGGAAAUAUCAACUUUUAAAAAAUUUUUUUAAAUCAAACAGUUUUCAAGUAGUUUGACAAAAAAAUAAUGGCGCAUUCCCUUCUGCAUUAUCCAUCCAAAGUCCACAGCCUACUAUUGCCUUUCAGACUUUGACAGAAUUGCACAAAUAUUCCAGAUGUUACAGAUGUGACAAUUCCAUAUUAUCACAUAGGUGUCUUCAGGUGACUGCCAUAGUACUGAUGUUAAGCAAACUGUUUGAAAACAUUUUGACAUUUACUUGUAUCAGACUCAUUGCACCAUAGACACAUACCAUAGUAGUGGUUUUAGUGCUUAGCAUAUACUUUGCAAUCUCAUUGUGAACACAGGGGCAAUAUAAAUACUCCUUGUCAAAAGCCUCAAUAAAACAGUUUAAACAUUAAACUGUGGUCACAUUUUAAACAUGUAUUUAUGUAAACUUAUGUUCUAAGAAAUCUUAAUGUCACAAAAGUGCUUCACCGCAUGAACUUGAUCUCUUUUCCCGAAUGUCUGUCCAUUUUGUAUUAUUUUUUUUGUAUUUUUUGGUGGGGGGAGGGAGAAGGGGGUUGGAUAACAUACCAAUUUCCAAUGCAAGUUUGUGCUUUAUUUAUUUGUUCUUUAUUCUAGGCUAUUGCUGGAAACCUAAUAUAAGUGUUGAGAUAAUUGGAAAUGAUUUAGUAAUGAACUUUGAUCCUUUGGAGGAGGCUGAAUUCUAUUUUCUAUUAGUAACUAAUAACCACAUCCCUAAAUAUAACAAACACUUGAGAAUUCCACAAGUAAGUAUUAACUCAUAGUAACUAUUUUCAUUGACAACCAAUAUUAUUCAAUGUUUUGACAGUUUGAGAAAAACCCUAGAUGAGAUAGAUGUAUAUUAUCAUUAAAGGGACACUCCAUUCCCCAAAUUAAAAAUCAGUGUUUAGUAUACAUAAUCCCAAUGAAAUCAUGCAUACAUUUAAUGAUGGGGUUUUUUUUCUCGAAUUGGGGGUAUAUCUAAAAACAGCUUGAAUAAACUACAGUUUUACUGUCUUUUGCCUUUGCAAACCCUCCCCUUAUAACCACACCCAGACAUUUUGUGGCUGUCCAAUCACAGACUACCCAAUGCAGCUCAAUGAGAAGUCUCUGCAAGGUGUGUGCUCUGAGCAAUUGCUGCCUUUUGAGUUUAGCAAGCUGAAGUGCAUUAGAAGUCUGGAAUGUCAAUUUUAAGAUUAAUGCAAAUAACUAACCAAAAUAAGAUGAUACUAGGGACUGACACAAGUUUUCAUGGUGCCUGUUUUAUUUGUAAUACUCACCCUGGUUAACGCUCCCACAUUAUUUAAUGGCACCAGAUAUGCAGGAGAGUUAAAGGGGCACUAUAGUGUCAGGAACACAAAUGUUUAUUCCAGACACUAUAGUUCUAAAACCACAGUUUAGGUAGGUACUCACUAUACCUUGGGUUAGAAAGGCUUCCUGCGUCUUGCCUCGCAUCUGCACUGCUUGCUCAGGAAUACAUGUUCAGUGAUAUGUGCACUAACAUCUUCUAAUAGUAGUUUAUGUCAUCAUAUGAACAAUUUCAUUACUGAAUGAUUGCAAGGAAAUAUUAACCCUUUCACUCCCAGAAUUGUGUAUGCAUGUUCUUACUUUCAUUCACUUUGCAAAAAAAAAUGUAGUCCAUACAGCCUCAUUCACCUUCAUUUAUACUCCAGAAAUAUGGCUGUAGCCACCUGGUAGAGCAGUGGUUCCCAACCCAGUCCUCAAAUACUCAAAUACCCCCUAACAGUCCAGGAUUUAUGGAUUACCCAGUGGUGUCUAAGGUGUUUUUAGAAAAAAAAUGAAAAAACACUUUAGACACAACAGGGUAAUCUCUAAAUCCACGCAUUCAGCCGAGGAGGAGGAGAAUCCCCCGCCCGCCGCUGGAGAAAGAGGUAAACUUAACCCCUUCCACCCCCCAGAGCCCGCGGGAGGGGGGCCCUGAGGGUGGGGGCACCCUCAGGGCACUAUAGUGCCAGGAAAAUGAGUAUGUUUUCCUGGCACUAUAGUGGUCCUUUCAUAUUCCACACCAUUUCCAUACAGAAAUAGGCUAUAAAAUGACACUGAUAGGGCAUACAGGGAGAAUUCCCCAUUAUCAUUCUAUGACUUUCUUUAGUUACAAGAAUAAAACUUUGUAAUAAGUAAACUUUAUUUUAUGUUCUAAAACCAAUUAGGCAUUUAUAGUAUCUCUAUAAAGAUGUAUCUCCGUCACUACUGUAAAGAGUCAGAGUAACCUUUGUUCUGCAGCAUUAUGAUACACUUACUUCAUUUCGGAGAAGGACCUGUAAAACUGCGUGGGCAGAUGCCUUUAGCUUGUGAAGGAAACAAGACUCCUUAAAAUAAAUUAGACAUUACUGUAAAUGUGUAGCAAUAUUUCCUGCUGGAUAUCUCUUUUGAUAUAAGAUAUAAGGAGAUAAUCAACAACAAAUGUAGAGAGCUCAAGUAUUGUUUCUGGAGUAGGGGAGGGUGGGUAGGUGUUCAUUGUUCCUUCAUGUAGAGUACAGCUGAACACUACGCUGAACAUACGCUGAACACUAUUAUAAAUCCAACACAUUUGUUUUUGCCCCCAUUUUUCAUGAGCUGAACUCAGACUUUUUAGAAAAGGCCUAUAUCUCUCAAAUAUUGUUCACAAAUCUGUCUACAUCUGUGUUAGCGAGCACUUCUCCUUUGCCGAGAUAAUCCAUCCACCUCACAGGUGUGGCAUAUCAAGAUGCUGAUUAGACAGCAUGAUUAUUGCACAGGUGUGCCUUAGGCUUGCCACAAUAUGAAGGCCACUCUAAAAUGUGCAGUUUUAUCACACAGCACAAUUCCAUAUCACCGUUUGCAAGUUUUGAGGGAGCGUGCAAAUGGCAUGCUUACUGCAGGAAUGUCCACCAGAGCUGUUGCCCCAAAAUUGAAUGUUCAUUUUUCUACCAUAAGCCAUCUCCAAAGGCGUUUCAGAGAAUUUGGCAGUACAUCCAACCGACCUAACUCUCAUAUAUAUUUAUUUUGAUCCAGCCCAUCUGGAUGACUGCUGUUUUUUUGUAUUACCUUUGUCUUUGUAACUAUAAUGAGGGUUGUGGUUUCUAGUGGGGAAGGAGGUAGGUAAUUAUUGUUAUGAACUCCUACCCACCUGUUUUCCCCUUUAAAUCCCAUAUUCACCCUCUUUUAAGUGGAGUUUGGUCUAAUUAUUAAGGUGGGGUUGGCGAAUUAGCACUCUAUACACCUACCCUCCUGUUCCUUAUAAUCAGGCUCUGCUAAUAUACCAGUUUACUUCUAUUACCUUACAUAAGCUUGAUCAAUGUAUCUACCCCAUACCUUUUAUUCACCCUUUUGAAUAUAUCUAAUAUUUUGAAUAUCUCAAAUAUUUCUAUUAUCUUUAAUUUUCAAUAUACAUCUAAUUUUGAAUCUAAAUGCCAAGCUUUAUUCUUCCGAUCCACAUCGACUGCUGCUAUUUAAUUGGCUAUAUUCUAGCCUUCCACUUGGAAUAACAUUUCAUUACUAAACAGCUGUCUUUCUUGAUACUAUUUUUCUACUUGGGUUGAUUAACAAUUAGUAUAUUUUCUAACGCUUGCUGUGAUUGAUAUAUACAAGCCAGAUAGGCAAACUCCUAGGUUUCUCCUUUUUAAUAUUAUACUUUCACAAUUUUGUGUUUUUCACUUUGUCUUGUUUUUUUCCACUAUUAUAUAGAUAUGCCCUUUGAAUACUAAUAAACUUUAUAUUUAAAUGUUUUGUCUCUUACCAAUUAUAGUGGAUUAUACAUGUUAUAUGUGGGUAAUCUAACCUUUUUUUGAGAAUCGUUACUCAGUCUUUUGACUGGGGACCCCCUUUUUUCAAAGAAAUAUUUGUUAUUCAUUUUUCAAUUUUACUUGCCCAUGAUGCCCCCAUUCCUGCAACUAGUUUCAACUAUCGUACAUGAUUCACAGGAUUAUUCACUAAACUGUAUUUUCUCUAAAAAUGUUACAUAAAAAUAGCCAACCUAGUAAAUUUCUUUAGUCCUUUGUGCCUCCAGUUUUGCUUUUUUGUCAAUUUGCAGUUCCCUGGUGAUUAUUACAGUUUUUGAUAAACUGGGACAGGCACUAUAGGGAGCUAACACAUAACUACUUUUAUUCAUAAAUACUCUUAAUUGAAAUAUGCCACAUAUAAAAGUGCUAAUCGCUGUGAUACUUUAUUUUCUUAACAGGGAGCUAAAGGUUUGCGGCUGAACCAAACCAUUUAUCCUGCUACAUUUAGUCCUGCAUGCUGGUAUAAAUUUCAGGUAAAAGACCUAGCAUUAUAUAUUGGGGCUACAAGAGGGAAGAAACAUAUCUGAUAAUGUUUUAUUUUUUAUUUAUUUUUUAUUCACUUGUGAUAUCAGUCAUUGCAAUAUUUUCUGUGACCAUUACUACAAUAUUUAACAGUUGGAGUGAGCACUCAUCAGUCUUUAGAACUACAAGAUUAUGGAUAAGCAACCAUUCUUAUACUCUAUCACACUGCGCCAGUCUCGUACUCUAUCAGACUUCACCAAUCUCAGGCAUUGGGUGGCUCCACAUCAUAGUAGAGGUAGGAUACAAAUUGGUGUAUUCACUGAGCCCCUGUUUAUGGCAUAGCAUAUUUGAUGAUGGGCUUCUUUAAAGGGCUUAAGUCUUAUUUUCUGGAUUUCUUUUUCAGGUUUCUGCCAAAAUAAAGCUCUUGGUCACUACGGCAGCGCCAUUCCUGUAAAAUGCAUGUUCUAGAUGUGCCCAAUUUCUUUUUGUCUUUACUGUGAGUUACAGGCAGCCUUCAUCUCCUCUAGCUCCCAAUAUUAUUCACUUUCUCACAUCAUGCCACUCUGGGCUCUCAUUGCACGUUAUGUUACACACAUGCUCACUCAAACUAACUCUAUCUUCUUACGAACCUUGUGAAGCAUUAACUCAGAGUUCUAUGAUUGGAAAUGCUGUCACUGGAGUUGUUAUAUAACAUUGAGAGAAAACCAACACUACCAAUUGCAGAUUUCAAAUAUUAACCUAUUUCUUCUGAUCUGCUCUCAUUUAUUUAAAGGGGGACACUAUGAACCAUAACCACUACAAUUCUUAGAGUGGCCCACCAUCAUGUGUCUACUCUACAUAUGCAUUUUUGUUACUUGUAUAUUUCCAAAGUUUCUGGUUUUCUAUUUUUUUUUUUUAUUCUUAUUCACUGUUAACCCUUUGGUGAGGGAACUCUUACCAAUGAGAUUGCAGUAAAAUUAGCUAUUGGUUACGCUAUCUUUUUAUUUUAUAUUUUUAACAGCAGUUAUUUAUUUUUUAUGUGGUAUACUGGGCACACCAGGCACAGCAUGUAAAUGAGUUAACCCCCGCAGUGCAGUAUGUAUCAUGUGCGUGUACAGGAGGAAUAUGUGGGAGUGAAUGUGUUCAAAUCAUUUCUCUGUAGAUGUCUGAUGGACAGGUUGCUUGUCCAUCUGGAAGUGCAACAAAAAUAAUUAUAUUUUUUUAAUUACCUCCGCUGCUAUAUUCAAUCCCAGUAUACUUUGUAAUAGUGUUCACUGAGGUGAGGGAAGGGACAGUUCCAUUUUCCAGAACACAUUCAUGACCCUUUUAAGCAUCACUCAUGGGUGGCAGUCAGAAGACCGGGACCCCUGUGCCUGAUGUAGAUGAUGAGGAGUCUGGUAGUGGAUAAGUAGGGCCUGGUGCAGGGUAACCGCACGCCCCUUGGUGUUGAGCACCAGCGUUUGUGCGGCUACUUACCAAGACCCUGUUGCAGUUUAUACGGAUGCGAUUUGCAGAUGAUAUGCUGAGAUGUAUCCAGUACUAGAAACAAGGUAAGACUAAGACCAAACAAGAAAACAAGACAAAACUAGUAGAACCCAGAACCAGAGAAGGAUAGAAAGCAACCCAGAACAUGUACACAAUACAUAAGGAAAACAUUAACAGGGGCAGGAAAGGACAGGACAAAACAAGAGGAGACUUAUAUAAGGCAAAACAAGAGGAGAUUUAACUAAGUACUAUAUAUGUAAAACAUUGGAGAUUUAGACAUACAUAAAUGGCCAAGAUGUAUGCAGCCCACCACUGUGCCAAAGUACUUGAAGUACAGUGGGUACUUUCUGCAUAGACAUGCAUGACUAAAUAAACAAUAAUAAAACACACACAGCACUUACGUGCAAGAAAGGGGCAGGGGACUUGGCGCAACUGCCUGCAGGAACCAACUGAAACAAAAGGAUUCAUGGAAAAGGAAAGGGUGUGGCAACAUAAAACAAACAUUUAAUGGAAUCCAAGAGACUAGGAAUUCCAGGAACGGAAUAAAGGAAUGAACCCAGAAAACACAGCAUAAAGAAAACCAGACACAGAAUAGAAAACCAGAAAAACCAAGAAAAACUAAACAAGAAUUGUAAAAAGAGUACUGGAUACCAGAAGCCAAGGUCAGACCUCUGAACAGGACAGAGCAGGUCCUGACACAUAGGGUGUGUUCAAGGUGGGCUCAAGUAGUUAUACGUGGGAGGAGCCAUAAAAUUUGCAUUUGGCCUGAAAUCCCUGGUCUUUAUGCCUCCUAGCAACGCACCUGAACAUAAAUACUUACCAAAACAGCUUUUUUUCCCAUGUCUUGUAAUAGAGCUUCAGCAUUUCUCACACAAACACACAACACCCCCCACACACAGCAUCUCUCACACACAGCAUCUGUCAAUCACAAACACACAGAGCACCCCUCACACACAGAGCACUCUUCACACACACACACACACACACAGCAUCCCUCACACACAUGCAGCUCUACACACAAGGCACCUCACACACACACAGAGCACCCCUGACACACACACACAGCACCUCUCGCACACACCGCACCCCCCCACACACACACACACAGCACCCCCCACACACCCUACACACUCUGCACCCCACACAGAAAGUCAUGAACAAAGGAAGAAAGAAAUUGGAAAGCAAAUACGUCACUUAUUGCAUUGAUAUUAACCAGAGCUCAUAAUUUCCACUAGUCAGAGACAAGUGGAAAUUUAUCUGUAGGGGUGACUAGAAUGAGCUAGGGGAUAUGUGUUGCAGUGGUGAGUCAUAUUUAAGGCCUGGCUAGUGUAGCAGAUGACUACAGAAGUUCCAGAUGUGUCUGAGGCAUCCUGUAGCCUCUAUCACACUAGUAAGGUAAUUGUAACUUAAAAUGUUUACGCCCACACAAGUUUUGGGACCCUUGGUAAAACACUGCCCUUAAUAUAGUAAUACGCCUUCAUACUCUCCCCAAAAUUGCUCAUUGCAAACAUAAUGUAAUUGUUCGCUUUCUACACCCACAACCUAACUCAUUUACCUUCCCCCACUCCUACCUCCCCACUGAGGAGAGGGUACGGCCAUGGGCAACCCUACAGUAUACUAUUGGAACUCUCCCUACUGUCCUUUUUUUUUUAUCUACUUUGUUCCCUCAUCUUCGUUCAAUUCCUCUUCUUUCGUUCAACUCAUCUUCUUUCGUUCUUUUCCCACUUAUAUUAAUCCCCCCUAACAGGCUCUGGUGUACAAUACACCGGUUGCCAUGAUCCCAAGGUUUCUACUUUUUUGAGGUCUCAAGGAGAACAUAUUGGCUAUAGGAGAUCAUGUACCUUUCUCUCGCACACGUAUGAGCUAUACAGUCUCUUGCAUGGCGUAAUUCCUAAAGCACACAUCACCUGCUCUCCCUGUAUAAAACAUAAUCAGCUAAUUGAGCCGUUUGGAUGGCACACAUCACCCGAGGCAAAGGGAGGACGAGGGGUAACACGCUGUAAGAAUCUAGUACAACAAAUUGCAUUGACUGAUACAUAUAUGAAAAGUGAUUCAAUGUACAUCUUGUGAUUCAAAGUAUCUCCUCAUAAGUUGAUUUUUUAUUUUAUUUUUUUAAACCUGACUGACCACGUACUUAUUAUUACAAAAUGUGCACCUGAUGCCUGUACUGUCAAUUUUAUCAUCUGAAAACACAUAAAGAAUUAAAAAAAAAAAAAAAUGUUUAAGCCCUGUGUGCUAACCUGGCUUCUCUUGUAACUAACUGUACUUGUUUAAUUGUGAUUCCAGAUUUGGCCGUAUAUGUCUACCUGUGAAGCAGACUGCCUUAGACUGAAUUUCAAACCAGAAUGUACCUUACCAUCCCCCAGUAAGUGAGUCAGUAGUAUCCAACCAGUACUGUACUUCAACUAAAAUUACCAUUCUACCAAAGGAAUCCUAAAUGACAUGAUACCAUGAUAAUGGCAGGGAAAUUUGAAUUUAGGAUGAUAGAGAUUUAAAGUACCUGUACACACAGAUCAGACUCUGUGCUCCGUCAUCAUACGUUAAUUAAACAGCAAAUUGUGUAAUUCAUUAAGUUUUUGCUUUUAGGUAACAGUUAUUACAACAUCCCAGUCAUAAAAACACAUGCCAGUCACUAGGAUUUCUCUCCCCGUUCCACAAGACAUGCUCUCUGUCUGGAAUGAAGUGACACGCUGUUAGUUCUUCCAAGAAUCCAAUACUACAGGGGCCCAGUCCCACUCUUAAACAACCGUGGCUCCUGACCGAGUCCCUGUUCAGCAAUACUGAUUGCGUGGCCCUAAAUGAUUGAGUCACCCAAUGAGCAAAUUGCUGGGGAACACCAACAGGGAAACGCUGUACUAGAGAAUAACAACUAAAUACAGGACUUAUUCCAUCUUUCAACAGCCAGCAUAACACAGCACUUAUCUGAUGUAGUUUGAUGGCUGCAUAUAUACAUAGAUCUAUAUUUCGUUACAACAAAGAAAAAUUGCAUUUCUUCAGGUUGACAAUAUUAAUGACAAAUAUUGCUUCUUAACUAGAAUAAACCUGAACUAAUCAAGAAUCUGAAUGUGUGAAUCCUUUUCUCAUCUGUAACAUUAUCUACCACUAUGUGUAGCUACUACAAAUUUACACUUACUGCUAGGCUGCUGCAAGCAGUACAUGGUCGCUAUAAAACUUAUAUACCUGUACUACCUGCUAAAGGGCACAACCUCUGGAUACCCACUAAGAUAGUGUAUCCUUUUAUGAGACAUAUAACCCAUAUUCAGUAAAAAAAAUUAAAAAAAAAUUUGUUGGGUGGGUGGGAGCGCGUAAAACUUGAAGAUGUGCAGACAAUAUCAUACAAUAAUAUUUCAUGUUUCUAAGCUCUACCAAAAUACUACCAAAGAACCUCUCACAUACUUUGUGUGUGUGAGGUUGCAUAUCGCCAAACAAAUAAGGAAUUCCCACUGAACAUGAUGCUUGUUGUCUUGUAGUCUUUAGCUAGUGCAACAAAAUCACUGAGGGUUUAGGAGAGUACAAUGGGGAAAAGUGAUAGCAUGAAGAUUAUAUCUAUCUAUCAGGGCUAUUCUUUAUGAGAAAGGAUUAAUAAUGAAAAUUCUAAGUGAAUUGGAAAUUUAAGAACUGGAAAAAUGAUCUAACUUGGCUAUGCUUCCAGUUCCGAUUGGACUACUUUGGCCUUACAUAUGAAAUUCACCUUGAAUUCUCACUUUAGUAAAUAAUCUAAACGUCAGUGUGUGUAUAUGUAAUUUUCUAAAUUUUCUUCUAAAACCUCAGAUUCUAGGCAGAAAAUUCUGCCUAGAAGUUAAUAAAGCACAGGACCUGAAACAGACACCCCCAUGCCCCACCUGUGGGCAUCGGGCGAAGGCUUCAAAUGAAAGAAUGUCAAGUUUUCUGUAUUACAUUAGCCAUCGCUAGUGGAAAUCAGGCUGCUUUCUGUAAAUUAAGAGACUUUGUCUGUGGAAACUCCCGUGCUUUCGCUGGAUCCUCCAUAUACAUCAGGGUUGUAAUCUAUAACCAAAAGCUGCCCAUUAACUAGCCUUUUAUUACAGCGAGCAGCUACUGGAUUCAUGCUGUUUAGCAGACAUGCCCCAUCCCAUAGUAAUACACUUCUCUAUACUAAUGUGGGGUGUUUUGAGUAUUUUUCUAUUUUUGAGCAUUUGUUUUAAGUUUUUUUUUCUUUUACAAAUAGUGCUACUAGCAGGCAAAUAGUCAAAGGAUUUAGACCAUUUAUCAAGGAUUAUGUCCUCGAUAAAUGGCAUAAAAUUGCUGAUUCCAAUAUUGUUAAGGCUAAGUAUACUAUUUUUCAAAAAUCUAUAUUAUUCAAAGUGAUAUAUAGCUGCGCCAGAUAAACCUUUAAGGGAGGAAAUUAAAUCAAUUCAAAUAGGUAAAAUGGUUAUCAGGUGACAAUAAACCUUUCAUCUGGAUUGUAAUGAGGGCUUAUAUGCCUAUGAAAUCUUUGGCUUUGUGCAAGUAGACCUAGAAGAAUUGAUGCAGUUUUAAAGGGAAAGAGUGGUCCAUAUUAUUUUGAUAUAUAUUUUUCUUCUGUUUUAUUCUGAUAUGGGUAAUUAUAAAAAUAAAUCAUAAACCUUGCUAUUUUUGAAAGCAUUCUUAUUUGACAGAAUUUUUGAACACCUGCCUAACACACAGUAAUGUAUAUAAACAUGUUGUGUUACCUUGCAGUCUCUCCAGGUCCAUAAAAGUAGUUCACUUGUGUGACAUGUUCUCUUCUGCAUUCUUUGGACUUUGCUGAUACUUGACUGAAGUUGCUGGCAUAAAAGCAGCAAAGUGUGUACAUCAAGGAACUAAUUGUGUUGCACUUACCUUUGUGGAGAUGUAUCACUGUAUGAUUUAAGGAUUUUUUUAAAACAAUACAGCCUUCAGUGUAUAUUUAUUAUUGGGGUGCAUAUAAGUAGGUGAGAGAGUUGUCAUAGGUUAGGCUGUAAGUAACUGCAGUUAUCUGACUCACACACGGUUUGUCCAUGUAUAUGAUGGGAGUUGCAGUCUAACAGCUAUCGUAAUGGAAAAAAAAAAAAAGGAUUGCAGAGAGGCAUACUUAGAACAGGUCUAAAUUGCUGCGCACGUGCAUUAGACCUGCCCACAGGAAAGCCUUAUUCAUUUCCCCAAAACCCUCUAGGUUAAUUCAAAUGUUAUUGGCAGCUGGCAGGUAAACAAUUCGUCAUACUUGGAUUUCUUCCAAGAAGCCAACUAUGAUAUAAUGCAAAAUUAAAUUGUGCUCACAUUUGACUUGUUCGAAGCCUUCCAGGUCAGGGAAUGUAGGGUUUGAUAAUUUCCUCAAGAUUGGGAGUCGUACAUAUAAUCUUUAGAUACGCAUAAUAAAACCCUUGUACAUUGCACAUUUCAACUUACCAGUUUGUAUUUUUUAAGAUUACCCUGGUUUAACUAAUAGUGGAGUGGAAUAGGGUAAAUUUAACGCUUUGAUUUGGCAACUGUUUUCAUAUGGAACCGAUUUUGAUUAUGUUGUACUGAAUGUCCGUUUAAUUAACUUCACCGUUUGUGUUUCUAUUAAUGACGUUGACCUUGGUAAUAUUUCUUUAGAUGUCUGAUUAUGUAAUCAUGAUUAAGGAACAGCGCACACACAAAACUAUAGUUUAAAAAAAAAAAAAAAAUGAAAUGUAGAAUUCAACACAGCUGUAUUUAGUUCUAUUGUUGAACGGAGUACCUCCAAUUUGGAUCUCUGUCAGUCAUUGUUAUUAAUUCUUGUGAAUUGUUCAUCUGUGAGUCAGCAGAGAGAGAGAAUACAGAGUGAAGAAACAAAAUAUUUGUGUUUUACAUCCUCCAAUAUAUCGUGUGCCUUGGUGGUGCCACGAAUGAGCUGGAUUGUAAUGUAAUUUGCAAAAUGUACAAUGUACAUUUAAAAGAAAACAGUACCCCAUGACCUAGGUAUUAAACGCACAACCAAGCAGUUAGAACACACUCAUGCGUGACCUCACUCUCUACCUAGGAUUUUAUGCAUGUUAUAAUUAAUGAACAUUGUGCUGAAAAUUGUGGAAUGCAUUAUGUAACCAACACUGUAACUUUCUACCCUCUCAUACGAUGCGUAUGCUGAACCUUAUAUAAGUCUCAUGCACGCAAAAAUAAAGAACAAAAAAAAAAAGGAAAACCAUACCUUAUGGAAAAAAAGGUUAACACAUUUUAUUGGUGAUUUGUAAUGUGUAAUUUCAAUGUGACUGUUCCUCUUUAAGGAUAAUUACUAUCUCUUAGUGUAUUUGUUUUGCCUGUACAUUAAACCAUAUAUCUGACUUCAAAUUAAAAAAAAAAAUGCAGUUUAAAAUUUCACAAGGCAACCUAAAAUCGUCUAUCUCGGCAAAGAAAUAUGGGUAUACAGUUCCACCACCAUAUGGCAAUAUUGUGUUAAGCCAACAACUACACCACAGUACCCCAAUAUCAGUGGGUCCUACACUAAUUCCAACAUGGGAGACAAAUGAAAGAGAGAGAAUGCUAAAUUAACUAAAGUUUCUUUAAUUACUCUUGUAAAAUGUAAAACUUGAUUUAUGUGUGCGCACUGUUCCUUAAUCUGUAUUUUGUGUACAUUUUAGCCUCUGUUGCAGCACCAUUGCAGAGAAAUGCAUGUUCAGCGUGUGCCCCCAGUUCCAUUUUUUCUGUUUAUGUAAUUCCUGCGCCUGCUUUCAUUUGUUUAAAUGUAAUGAAGUGUUUGAAUACAAAAUACUAGAAUACCUGCUCAGAAGGUAUUUUUCUAUCUUGCAGAGCCAGUGAAACGGAUGUAUAUGUCCUGUAUCGCGGCUCCUGUUACCCUUCUCUUCUUUGGUUGUGUCCUCCUACUGUGCUGCUUGUGCGGUAAGUGCUUUUGUGUAUUUUGGUGCAAUAUGACUUCAGAAGUACUUUAUGUAGCAGUGAACAAGGGGGAAAGAGGCUGGGUCAAAUGAAAGUAUUGUCUGUCAAUCCGGGCAUGACUGGAAUAUAGUGGCAAUCAGAUGGUAUACCUGCAUAGUAUGUGCAGGACAAUCUCAUUUGGUCAUUUUAGGAGAGAGACCUAGAUGCCACCCUCUUAGCUUUGGACAAAAAAAAAUAGAGCUAUACUCCAGAGAUCAAACAAAAGAAAAAGCAGGACCGCGCCCAAGAUAGUAAUAUAUGAAAUAAUGUACGUACACAAAUAAUUUUCUUCUUUUCAAAUGGUUCACGUAUAACCUCAAAGAUAAAAACAGAGAGGAAACAUAAUAGUGCAGUAUGGUUUGGUAAAUAGGUGAAGUUGUAGAGUGAAUUAGAGUAAUAUACGCUCACAUUUGAUAGAGCUAACCAGGAGCUCUACCGUAAUUCACAUGGACAGAACAAUCCCCGUCUAAGGAUCUAUGUGGAAGCGAAUUACUCCAAUAUUCCAAAAAGGCGGCAAUAUAAAAGACAUAAAAGGAAACUCCAAUAGUGCAGUAUAUUCUGAUAUUAAUAAAGAAAAAUAAAAUAAAGAAUGUGGUACUCCCAUUUACUAGAGCAGAAACGUGCUCUAGUAUACUCAGCUCUUCAGAAGUGUGUGAUAGGUGAAAUGCGUUAAGUGGGACUUUUUUUAUGGCCACCUUGUUUUUGUUUUAUUUAUAUGUCAUUAAAUAGUGUAUUUUAAAGCUAUGUACAUCUAUUUAUUUUGUAUCCAACACUUUACUUACUUGUCAUCAUAUCCUCUGGUGGGGACUAUACCACCUAAGCUGAGUAUACUAGAGCAAGUUUCUGCUCUAGUAAAUGUGAGUACCACAUUCUUUAUUUUGUUUUCUUUUGUUUGAAUUCUUUUUUCACAAGGUUGGGAAUCCUUGUACUGGUUACCGCUGCCUACAAAUUAUUUUAUAUUUAAUAUUGGAGCGAGCACCUAUCACAUUCUUUUCUAUAUCUGUUAUACUCCAGAAAUCCAGCAUUUAGCAUUGUGGUAGGGCAGGAAAAUACUAAGUGCAAGUUGUGACUAAGGGAAGGAAACCAAUGAAAUUCAAUCUGAGUCAAUUGACCUAGCGAUUGGGGCGUCUGUGAGUAAAAGACCUUUCAGACUUAGAGAAUAAAUCUAGCAUUGGUGGCAUGAGAUUAGGGGCUAAUGAUAAGCCACACUGUGACCUUGAGGUUUAGGGUGCUGUAGUGCCUGGAAAUCAACUUUGUUUUCCGGGCACUAUAUUUUCCCUUUAAGAUGUCCUUGGGACCAAGGAGACUGAAAGACUAAGAUACAAUCUGUGUAAUUGUAUAAUUGACCAAUACACUGAAACUACGAUUAACUACUAUUAGCAUUGAGGGUUCCCAAUGUUUUAUUUGUAUUUUAAGGAUAAACAUUGAGCAUCAUGAUCAAAUUUUAUUGGAUUUGGAAAUUUACUUGAGUUGUGAACGUUUUUUUUUUUGUUUAUUUGUUUGUUUUUUUACUGGGUCCCUAAAGACUUUUAAACUUUGCCGUCAUCAUAGGUUGUUCCCUAAAGGCCUCUCUCUGUCCCUUAAGCUGUUAAAUGCAUUGGUCAUUGCAUUUUGGAAAAAUAUGUUUUUUUUUUAAAUAAAGAAGAGUAGGAAAUAAACAACUAUUUUGGCUGCUUUUUAUUGGCUAGAUGGAUAAUAUUAAUUGUAAAAAUAUUUUAAAACUGUUGAGCAGUUUAGAAAAUAUCAAUACAAUAUAUAGACAUCUUUGCUUCCCUAAACGAGAAUUGGCACUCCAGGUAUCUCCUAUUUAACCAAGCUCAAAAUAUACAAUCCUUCCUUUUAAACGUGCAGCCAAGGCUGGUCCCUCUCUCCUGCUCUGACUGUAUAUUACUGACUUCUUAUUAUUUUGUUUUAUUUUAUAUUAGCUAUAUAGUGUAUGAAAAUGGAUGUGAAAAAUACAGCAUAAAGUGUCCUUUUAAUGAAAAUGUGUUUUUUUUCAUAGAAAGUAAAGGCACAACACUGGGCUUUACUUCUUUAAAUUAAAUUUUCCUUUUAAAAACAUGCAUAUUCAUGAGUAUUUUCUAAGCACAAUUUUGCUGAAUGUCUACAUCAUAAUUCUUAAUUCUUUCUCUUUUUUUUUCUCUCUUCUUUUAGGUAAAAUAACUCCUCCCCCUCUUCCUCCUCCUCCCACUCCUCCUCCUCCUCUUCCCCACAUUAAGAAAGUUUGGCUAAUUUACUCCGCUGAUCACACUCGCUAUGUGAAUGUGGUAAUAAAAUUUGCAGAUUUUUUAAGGGGGGCAUGGGGCAUGGAAGUGAUAGUAGACCGUCUACAUGAAGGUGAAAUUGCAGAGGAAGGCCAUAUGACCUGGCUGUGUCAUCAGAAGAAGAUGAUUGAGGACUCAGAUGGUUCCAUCCUGGUUCUUUGUUCGCGUGGAACACGAGAAAAGUGGAAUGCCAGGCUGACUACAGAUAAACAAAGAGUAACUCUGAGAGAGGACAGAGAGUUAAAGGAUCUCUUUACACCAGCUAUCACCAUUAUCAGCGCUGAUUUCCAGAAUGGUUUGCAUAAUGAACAAUAUAUCAUAGCAUAUUUUGAGGAACUGAGUGAUUUACAGGACAUCCCUUCAUUAUUCAACAGCUGCCUCAAGUAUAAUCUCGUAAGGGAUCUGCAGGAUAUCUUCUUUCGUAUACAGAGGAAGGAGAGACAUUGUCCCAGAGCACAGUAUGACGUUCCACAGGAAGGGGCUAAAGGUUAUGAAAACCUGAGAAAAGCUUUGAAGAGGUGCCAGGCCUGGCAGGAAAAGCAUUUGAAUUGGUUUAAUGAAGAGUGUUUACCAAACCUAGCCAAAGAAGAUGAAAGUGAAACGGAGCAAGAAGAAGGGAGUGAUACUAUUAGGUGUAGGCCUCUUCUUUGUGAUGAUGAACCUUGCAUCUCCAAAAUAACACCAAUCAUCAAUGAUGCUGAUGUUUCCAUGAAAGUGGAGCCUGUAACAGUAACUGGGCCUCCAAGCAUUCAUGUGGAACUAAACUUAUCUGAAGGCAGAUCUUCUUUACAAACACUGCAGCCAAUUACAGCGUCUGAAGUUGUGUCAACUUAUAUUCAGGAACCUUGCUUGGAAGUCCAUGUAGAGGAUCCGGGUAUAUUUGCCAAUCAGGAUUCAUUUGUGGAACUAGAUCAAACCUCUUCCAUUGAUGUAGAGGCAGCAGCACUGAGGUUCCUCCAAUUGUCCCAACCAGGCAUUCUGGAGCAAUAUAUGUCUAUACACAAGCCAAGUAAAGAAUCCCAAGAUGAGGGCUACGCUACUUGGAAUAACCGGCUGGAGCAUCAUUCAGUUCAGGAUGGCUAGUCCAUCAGGCAAAAGAAUGGAUCCACAGGUCAAGGAUACAGGUUUUUUGUCUUCAAAAUGGUUCCCCAUCAGGUCCCAAUACCUGAUGAUUUAACUGGCCUCACAUUAUACACUAUAACUCAGAAAGGAAAUAUUGAAAUCCAGUAACCCAGGGUUAAGAGUGGAGAGGUAUUGAUAAUCAAAUAUAAGCCACGUGGCAAAACAUAAAUGUUAAUCAGGCUAUAGGUCUGUGUAUGUAGCAAACAUGAUCUACAUUAACCAAGUUUAGCUUGAGCUAUGCAGUAGUAACAACUCGAUAAACAAAGAAGCCAGGGGUCCAGGCUGGAGAAUGCAGGAAGUAGAACAGCAAGCGAGUCACAACUGGAGUUCAGGAGAGUAGGAAGCACUGCUACAAGUCAACUAGCAGCUAAACCACAUAAUCAUAAAAUGUGAAUGGAAGAGUAACUUUAUAAAGGUUUGUAACAGGACUACUGAUUAGCGAAAGAGUUGGAACAUAUAGUUUCAGAGACAUUUUACCACCUAAAAACUGAGGCUAUAUGUCUUUCCUCCUCCCCACCAUUGUAUUCCAUCCUCCAGCAUGUUUUCCCAUUGUUGUUCUUACCCCUUUCCUGCCUCUCCUCCACGAUAACUCCCUCAUCUACUCCAUUUCUCUCUCCACCCAUCUUCCGUGCCCUCUCUCCAGAAAAUGUUCCCCUUUUCUUUUUUUUCCUCCUCUUUUAUAUUAAGACUUUUAGUUUUUCUCCCCCAUCUUUCUUAUAUGCUACCUUCCUCCCUUUUCUAUUACCGUCUCCACCUUUUGUCUGUGCUCUCUGGAAUUUUCUCCCAUGUUCUUUUUCCCUCCCACUACAUGCUUCCACCUAUUGUUUCCUCCCCCUUCCUAACACCUCUGCUACUUUUGCCUGUCACUGUUUUUCAUUACUCUAUGGCUAUUUUUUCUUACUUUAUCACCAUUGAAGGGUCAGAUUUAAAGCCUCACCUUUUAUGCCAUGCUGCCAGAUUGGAUGGUGGUGCAUCUUAUUAAUGGCUCAGAUAACUGUACAGCUCAUUACUGUGAGGCUCCUUGAUAUAUUCCUGUGAGCACUAUCGCAGUGAUGCUCUGUGAUAUACUUAGUAUUGCAAUGGAGCUCUGAAAUUCACUCGUACACACAGCACACUACUGUAUUACAGGAAGCUUAGUGAGACAGUCUAGCAGACUGCAAGUAAUGUGAAUUUUAUUGCUGUAUCUUAUUCCCCAUCCCUGGCACCUAAAUUAAUAACACAUCCCAAUGGCAUUUAAAGCAGCACUGUUACCGUCCCAUGCAAAAUUAGUAUUUCAUAAAGGCAGAGUCUUUUUGACAUACUCACGUUGACUGUGUUGGAAAUUGACUGAAAUUCUAGCCCAGUCAAUAGAUAUACUGAGAUGUUUUAGUAUUUUUCUUAUACUCGACUAAAAGGCAGUGCUACCUUUUGUCAAACCCUCAGCCGUCACUAUUAGCGACUGAGGGGGGAAAGGCUCUGUCUAGGGAGGAUCCCGUGGUCUUGUGGUAACCUGCAUACACUUUGGUGUUUUACUCUUGCACAGGGUAUUAAGGUGAAGUGCCAGUAGCUGAAGAGGACCUUCAGGAAGAUGAAAUUGUAUCACUUGCUCCGUACACAGGUGUUGCAUCACCAGUAAACACUCGCAAAAAUACAGCCACACAGAUAUAUAUACAGGUAUAUACACUAGUAGGCACAAUUUUAGGUAAUAGUCAAGCACACGCUCAGAUAAAAAAAAAACAUGCAUAGAGACAUAGGUUCAAUCAAAAUCAUCACAUACAUAUGGGCACACAUGCCCAGAUACACACAUAGACAUGUCAGACACAGAUACACAAACGUCCCUCAUACAGACAGAUACAUAUUCCCACACAAGUUAAUGGUGCCGAUUAUGUUUGAAGGGUGUCUGUGAUGUGUGUAGACGGAAUAUACAGUAUUGUGUGGAAGGAGAGACUGAUUCUGGUGUUUUGUGAAUGAGAAAGUUAUGUGCCAUCCCUCCCAAAAAAGUUUUUACCUCGCCUUCCCCCCCUUAGAUCACUCACUCCCUGCUAGUUAAUUCUGUGUGGUCGCCUGGGAUGCAGUUGCAGAUCGCUGUAAGAGCUCACAAUGGUCUGGAACAGCCUGGAUGAAUCAUACUAAUGACAGGGUAACCCUGUUACAGUGUUCUGAUCCACUCAGAAGAAUUGGUUUGCAGAGAAUCACGGACCGUAAUCUGUAACUAUUAGAAGUGCAGACUGUACACUCCUUCAUGUCUCCCUUUAGCACUAUCUGCCUGGCAACCCCUAAAGGAGUGCUGGCACACUCUAGGGACCACUUCUUUAAUAUUAAGUGUUAGAACGGUAUGCAUUAUAUUUAUGGACAUUAACUUGGGAAGCCUUGUUCAGAAAAUACAGAAAUAUAAAGGAAGGGCAAGGGUGCAAGGGGAUGCUGACAGUUUGGUACGGACCAAGUGAGUCUCAACCAAUCAUGACAAGAGGGUGAGUUACUAUAGAGUCCUUGCUAAAUUUUGUGGUAAAUGAUGUUUAUUAUAAAAAUUUAUUAAAUAUGCUGUUAACUUCUUCUUUUUUUUUAUGUAAAAAAAACUACAAUGAUGUACAUAACAUUACUGUUGUGGUUGUGUUAAAUUUAUUUUUCCCAAUUAUUUCCAACUUUGUCCAUAUGUCAGGGGCCAUGCCUACAUUAAGACUGGCCCUGUCUUUUUUUCCCCCACAUUGAACUUUACUGUGCCCACAAUACAAGGUCUGCCUCAACUGGCUUUGAGUAGCAGUGCCUACAGAUACCUGUACACUGCAUUUUCAUAUUUUUAGAAAAACUUAGAACACUAUAGGGUACAAAUGUGUAUUCCUGACCCCCAAAUUGUUAAAAACACAUUGGGUGACUGCCCCACUUAUCCCAUUUAAAAGGGUUAAAAUGUAUAUGACUCUGUCAGAAUUGACAAUCUCAGUCAAUCCAAUGCUUUCUCAUAGGAAAGCAUUGGGAGGCUAAUGCACACACUCUGCACUGCACCAAUCAGCAUCUCCUCAUAGAGAUGCAUUUAAUCAAUUCAUCUCUAUGGGGGGUAUUUAGUGUGACGCUGAAUUCCAGUUCAGUUCACUUCCAGUGUCCCCAUGUCUCCCAGCCAGUGUCCCUAGUAUCUCAGUGUCCGAAUUUCUUCCAGUGUCCCCGGUGUCUCUCAGUGUCCGUAGUGUGCCAGUGUCCCUAGUAUCUUAGUGUGUACUAGCCUCUCAGAGUCCCCUAGUGUCUCAGUGUCCCCAUGUUUCCCAGUGAGUGUCCCCACAUCUCCCAGUGAGUGUCCCCCUAUGUAUCUCAGUGUCCGUAGCGUCCCAGAGUCCACUAGUAUCCCAAUGUCCCCCAGUGCACCCAAGUGUCUCAUAGUAUAAAAUAAAAAAAUAUCAGGCACUCACUAUGAUAGAUUUAAGCAGGUUUAUUGGACACUGUAAUGUUUUGACCUGUAUCCAGGUCUUUAUCAAGUCUCCAGUGUCCCCCAGUCCCCAAGUCUCCAUUGUGCCAGUGUUCCAUAGUAUCUCAGUCUCCCCAUGUCUCCCAGUGUCCCAAUGUCUCUCAGUGUCCCCUAGUGUCCUAGUGACACUGGAAUACAUGGGGACACAGACACUAAGGGAUACUGGAAGACAUGGGGACACAGACAUGCCCCUUUUUGGGGUAUGUUCUCCCAUUUCAGCAGUUUUGUUUAUGUGAUUUGGGUCAGUGGCACACCCUUUUAUCCCGUCGAUAGACUUCCUGCUUCACUGGACAAUGCUGUUAGGGGGUAUGCAUUUACUUAAAAGAUGAAAGCGUGAGAUUAGCAUAGGGUAUGUGCUUUCUCAUAGCUACAUCCUAUGAGUUUCCCUCCAGCACCAUCUCCAUCAGAUACAUGACGCUUGGGAGGUAGGAAUGUUUUAAUGUUUUUGGUCAAUAAGAUUUGUAAUUAGGCCCAUCAUAAUUGUCAGCACCAGGCUCACUGGGCUCUUAAUCUGGCCCUGCAAUGUGGGUUUUGUUGUACUCCGCAGAUGUAGCUGAACACAAUAUGGGGCUCUGUACAGAAGUAGCCCACACCAGCUUUACUAAAUACACAUUAAAAAAAGACUUGUUAUAUGUGUACAUGCCAAAAUAGAGAAAAAAAUAAUAUUUUCUACAAUCUUUAGCAGAAAUCGGCAAUGAAAUGGCUACGUAAAAAGUGUCAAAAUAACCUUAGGUAAAUAGCCUGUGAUGUCUAAUUUAUAUAAAUAUACACUUUGGUGGUGCAAUUUUGUUUUUUUGUGAUGGCUACUAAACUUACAAUACAAACAUACCAACUUCUAAAAUAGUUUCACAUUGACAUUUUAUUUUAUUCCUUGUAUUUUGUGACCUGUAACUUUAAAAAAAAAAAAAAAUUGUAUACAUAUUAUGUGCUCUAUAAAGGAAGACACCUAAAUUAAUUUAUUUUGAAUAACUUUUCCUAAGCGUGCAGCUAUGACGUUCAGGGUCUUCACGCUUUGCAUGGAGACGUUGGACUUUCCCCAUAGAAAUGCAUUGAUUCACUGUAUCUCUAUGAGGAGAUGCUGAUUGCCCAAGCCGGUGUCUGGUCCCACCCCACCUCCUUAAUGAUCUCAGUCAAUCCAAUGCUUUUUAUUACCUUUUAAGGGGAGGUUGGGGGUCGGAGCAAACCACCUUAAUGGUGGUUUUAACACUACAGGGUCAGGAGUAUCUUACAUAAUUGGAAAAGGCCAUAAUGCAAGGAAACUGCACAGUCUCUUGUGGGCUCAUUAUACAAAUUGCUAUAUAAUUUAGAGCAUUGAGACAUUUCAUAAAAGAGGAACUUUAAAUGAGGUUGCAAGAGAAUUUAUUUGCUCAAAAGUACUUUUCUAUGAGAAGGCUAAUAAAACGUAGACACUUCUUGCUAGAGCGCUGAGGUCUAGACAACUUUCAAAACUGAUCACAACAAUAAAAAAACCAUGAAGGUUAAUUAGUCAAUUCACCACAAGAAAUCAAUAAAGUUUACAACUAUUACUCAGAACAUUUUCAAAACAAUUUUUAUUGUGAAUAUCAACAUAAUAUCAACAGCAUAGAAGCAGGCAUGGGUCAUCAACAAUGACAAAAGAGAUGUUCAAUCAGGUACAUUCACAAUCUUAUGUUUUCCUCAACAUAAACAAAUAAAACAAAAAUAUGUUUUCACAAAACACAAUAGGCCAUUGAUAACUUGCCAAAAUGUGGCUGUAAAAAGUUUACUCAGAACAUUUUAACUGCAGGGAGUAAUUGUAUAAGGCUAACGCUCAGUACAUGGAAGCUGUUGAAUCAUUUAUAUUGAAAUCCACUGUGCCGAGACACUGGAGGGACCUUUUGCACUCACUAGGCAAUCUGAUCACUAAAGAAGAGAUUAAUAUAGCAAUAUCAUCCCUAAAAUGAAGCAAGGCACCCGGACCAUAUGGUUUUGAUGGGAGCUAGUAUCAAGUAUUUAUGGACGAACUGAUCCCUCAUUUGGAUUCACUGUUUACCAACCUGAUGAAGGGAGAGUUACCUACUGCAUAUACAGCACCUACAGACACUAGUGCCAUGGGCAAGAUUGGAGCCAUUCUUGCAAAGUAGUGGUACGAGGCAGGGAUGUCCCUUGUCCACUGUCCACUCUUAUUUUUCGGAGUUUAAAAUAAAUUUAGAUAAAUUGAUAGCAAUGCCUUUCAACUUGUCCACUGCUGACAUGACAUACAUAGUGUCUACCUAUAAUUUGAAAUAAUGCAGAGCUCCAUUAAAGAUUUGGGAAUCACCUUGACAGCUGAUCCAAAUAGAUUAUACCAGGAAAACUCUUCCACCUUGAUUAGGAUACUGAUAAAUGACCAAGACAAAUGGACAAAUAAAUAGGACAGGCAAUUAGGCAGGAUUUAUACUAUAAAAAUGAAUACAUUUUGCCCAGAAUACUUUUUCUCUUCCAAGCGCUCCCAGUAGUAGUGAAUAAAAUGGACUUAGCCCAUUUGCAAAGGGCACUUGACCAAUUUAUUUGGCAAUAUUAACAUAAUUUCCAAGAAUCUUCUAUAUCACCCUAGAAAGAGUACAGGAUUCACGUAUAAAUGUUUUAUAACUCUCAUUAUAUUUUUAUACUUCUAAACUAAAUUUUACAACAUAUAUGGCAAUCAUGCCCUUUGUAUAACUUUGUAGUCAUAGUAGAAAUUUAUACGACAAGUAGAAACACUUAUUUAUGCACCUGUACAAAUAAUUCUGGAGCCUCCCUAAUAUUGCAAACUCAGUACUGAAUAUCUAGCAUUGAAAAAAUGACAUAAUUAGUUUUAUAGACUAGAUGAAUAGUCUCUAUUGGAUAACCAUUUUUCCCAGAAAUUACAGGUUUGCUAAAAAUGUUUUUAUUUGUUAUUGGUAACCGUCACUUAAACAAAGCAGUUGAUGCACCAAGGACAGUCCACAAAAAAACAAGAAACAUUUUAUGGUGAGGGGGCUGUCACGGGUGGCGGUACGGAGACCGGGACCCCUGAGCGCCUGAUGGUGGGAGUCUCAGCGUAGUAAUGGACUAUCAGGGCCUGGUGCAGGGUAACCACACGCCCCCUGGUGUUGAGCACCAGUGUUUGUGCGGCCACAUACCAGGGCCCUGAUGCAGAUUCUGCGGAUCUCAAGAGCUAAAUGAUAUGCAGACCUCCCAGGAACUGGAUAGGGAGGCUCUGUAGCAGAUAUGUAUCCAGUACAGAAACAAGGCAAUACUAGAAUAGACACCAAACAAGAAAACAAGACAAGACUAGACGAAACCAAAACCGGAGCAGGACAGAAAACAGAACCGGGAACAUGUACACAAGACAUGAGGGAAACAUGAACAGGGCAGGACAGGACUGUACAUGAACUGGGAAUACAAGACAAAAUAAAACAAGACCAGAGAUGCAAGGCAAAACAAGAGGAGACAAAACUAAGUACUAUAUAUGUAAAAGAUUGGAGAUUUAGACAUACAUAAAUGGCCAAGAUGUAUGCAGUCCACCAACUGCGGCAAAGUACUCAAAUUACGGUGGGUUCCUACCUGCCUAGAUAUGCAUGACUAAAUAAACAGUAAUAAAACACACACAGCACUUACCUGCAAGAAAAAGGCAGAGGACUUGUAGCAACUGCCUGCAGGAACGAACUGAAACAAAAGGAUUCAUGGAAAAGGAACGGGUGUGGCAACAAAAACCAAACAUUUAAAGGAAUCCAAGAGACUGGGAAUUCCAAGAACGGAAUACAUGAAUGAACCCAGAAAACCCAGCAUAAAGAAAACCUGACAUGGAAUAGAAAACCAGAAAAAAACAAGGAAAACUAAACAAGAAUUGUAAAAAGAGUACUGGAUACCAGAAGCAAAGGCCAGACAUCUCCGCAGAACAGGAUAUGACAGGGGCAGAGCCAGCCUAAACAAGAAAGCUGCACAUUGCUUAUAUUCCAUUAUAACGGGCAGAUUAAGAAACCCCACUCUCUGGCCCUUUUGCAGCAAUUUCGGCGCACCAACAAAUAGGGGGAAAAAAAUACCGGGCAGAUCCCAGCUCUGGGUUCGGAGAUAUCGGAGUUUGUAUGCAGCAGUCCCAGAGGCCUAUCCAUAUUUGGUUAGAUUUCAAUCUCAUUCAGUUUAUAAAGUUAAAGGAAUACUCAUACAUUAAAAAUAAAUGCAUUUCUAACUUUUGAAUGGUUCUGUUUUAUUUUAGAUGUAGCCCCCUGAGUUACUUCCCACCAAUCCAGCAGCAAAACAAUAUUUUCGCUGCAGGUCAGCUCCAUACUAGCAUAUCCAAUGCUUCUGAUAAAGAAGUAUUAGGAGACAGGCCAUCAAUGCUUCUCAGCACAAACACACCUCUGUGAGAAGCCUUCACUUUCACUUUGGAGUGUUGGGGUUAUAAAUCCAACCAAAUGAGACAAUGGAGACAUGCUGUUAACACCAAACCACUUCAGAAAGCUAAAGUGCAUAAGGAGUUUGGAAUGUACCUUUAUUUUUUUUUGUCAUAAAGUGUAAUAAUUAUUUAAGACAUGGCAAAUAAGCAUCCCAUUAUCCUAACCUAAUACACUUUUCUUGUCCUUUAAAUAGAUGUAACCAAAUCAAACCAGGAGGUGGAAUUAAUUUUUAGUAGUACAGAAACAUUGUGUCAUUACUUAGGCCUUUGCCAAACUGUUGAAAGCUCUCACUCAAAGCACCAAAACAGAUUUAGCCUAAUGAAGUGGUUUGAUGUAUAGAUCAUGCCCCUGCAGUCUCCCUGAUCAGUUCUCUGCUAUUUAAUAGUUAAAUCAAUCACUUUGUUGAAGCAGCCCUAGCAACACCUCCCAUGGCUGAGACUCACACAAUGUCCCUACACACAAAAAGAGAUAUAAUUUAAAAAAACUGCAUUAAACUGUGUUUAAUUUAGAAUUUAUCUCUUAUCUCCUUUUCUAUUAAUUGUCUGCUAGCGCCUGUAAGAGCCUCAUGUUUGUGAUUAAAGUUAAACACAAUGUGCUGUAAGAUCUGAUUGAAAACAAAACCAUUUUUGCCUGUGAGCUGUAUCGACUCACACAAUGUCCCUACACACAAAAAGAGAUAUAAUUUAAAAAAACUGCAUUAAACUGUGUUUAAUUUAGAAUUUAUCUCUUAUCUCCUUUUCUAUUAAUUGUCUGCUAGCGCCUGUAAGAGCCUCAUGUUUGUGAUUAAAGUUAAACACAAUGUGCUGUAAGAUCUGAUUGAAAACAAAACCAUUUUUGCCUGUGAGCUGUAUCAGACACAAGGGGAGGUUUGGUUAUGGCUGCAUAAACAGAAGUAAUUUAUCUUUUAAAUUGCAGAGAAUUGGGCAGUGAAGCUGCAGGAGUAAGGUCUAUACCAAGGGUAGGGAACCUUGGGCACUCGAUAUGUUGUGGACUAAAUCUCAAGGAAUGCUAUUACAGACAUAAUACUGGCAAAGCAUCAGGGGAAAUGUAAUCCACAACAUCAAGUGCCAAAGGUUGUCUACCUCUGAUACUCCAGAAUUGCUUCAUUAAGCUAAAGUUGUUUUAACAUUUAAAGUAUCCUAUUACAUUUUGCUGAAAAUUCUAACAGAAGAGGUUACCAUCACUUCCAAUACUUGCUUCAGUAAAAAUUGGGUCAUGGGUGGGUAUGGCUUAUCAAGAAAAUAAUGCUGCUAACAAACUUGAAAAAUACUAUCACUUUUCUUUACUGUCGAUUUUCUUCAGGCCUGUUCUAUAUUUUUCAGAUUAUGACAUUUUACUCUCUAGAACUUUACAUGUAAGUCUCUACUGUUGUGGUCUACUUUUCUAAUUUUAGAACCUCCUAUCUAGUCCUCUACUUUUAUAGCAACUAACAUUUUAAUAAUCUUUGGUUCUUGACACUGAGGUAUAGGAAUUACCUUUGUUUGGUACUUUACUCAGGUUUCUAGAACCUUCUUUAGAUCUAUACUUUUUUCCCCCUUCAUUUUCUAUUAUCCUAUUUUGUACUAAUCCUUUACUCGGUGGUCUCUGGCCAGUUUGAAAACUGCUUUUAAAUACAUUGUUAAGAGAUCGGGACAUCUUUGAGAAAAUGAAAAUGCAAAUCAUAUGAAGAAGAAGAUAACACAAACUCAGGCUGAGCAAGGAUUUAUUUGACACCAUCUUCCUCAGGAUUUAUCACAUAUUUUAUCACAUAACACACCAAAUAAAUAAACCCCAUUUAAUUACUACCAACAUACAGUAUUACAAUCAUGGAGGGGCGAGAGUCAUAAAUGAAAAGAGAAGCUUUUGUUUGGUUCAGUUCAAAAUUCCUGGUGAACAUCUUAGCUCAAAUUAAAAGCAAGGAGCAAAUACCAUCUAUAAUGUUGUACGGCCAUCCUAAAAAACAUAUGCCUUGCAGGUUUAAAUAAUAAAGCACAAACAUUUUAUAAUUUCAAAUUACAGGCAAUUUGUAUUUUGUUCUCCCUAGUUAACUUUUUCUGUCCCAUUAUAUGGUAUGAAGUCAAUAUCAACCACUGCCCAUCAAUUUUUUGUCAAAUGACUAUUUUCAAAAAUUCUUUAGAAUCCUGUAGCUGUAACAUGGUUUUUACAUUUUAUUUGGUGUUUAAAUGCAUUUUUUUGAUAGCCAUUAUAGUAUUGUAGAGCAAAAGACAUAGGUUAUAAGAGCUGCAGUUCUAUACAAAUCCAGUGCUAGUGACUAAUAUUUGGCAAUUGGACUUGAACCAAACAAAAACGGUGUUUACACAAUAGAAUAGUUAUUUCUUCUAUAUUACACAUAAUGUCUUAUAACGGUUAAAAAAUAAAACUUUAAUUAUUCACUAGUACAUUACAAGCAUGCACUGUGCACAAUGUAUACCUCUGCAUUGAUGUAUUUAGUAAAUUAAACAUUAAUGUUGUACCCUAAUCCAAUCAUGACGACUGUUCAAUUAGAAAUAUUACAAGGUAAGUAAGGUUGUGCACUGUAGAUUAAAAACCCUGAAGUACAGCCCUUUUUUGUUUUUACCAGGUUUGUGAGAUAAAUCCUGAGUGUGUUGUUGCAUUGACAAUCAGAUAUACCAAUGGGAAUUGUCCAGAGGACAGCCCUUUAACAGAAGAUAUUUCAUUUUUCAGAUGCACCACGGUAAAAACUUAAUCAAGUAACACAUUACAUAUAGUAUUAAAGGCUGUAUUAAUGUUACAAAACAAAUAUUACUAAACUCAGCAUAAUGCUUAUGGUGAACUGCUGAAGUUAGCAUAUUAAUUCUACAGAGUUCAGCAGUGCUUGUAGUGUAGGAAUAAUAGGUAUAUGUGUUAAAUACUUAACUCAUUCAUGACAGAUGAAUUGCAGGCAUGCAUGAAUAGAAUAGGAUUUGACUAAACUGAUAGAAUGUUGACAAAUAAGGUUCAAAUGAAGAGAAUGCCAAGUUGCCCUUUAUAUUUAACAUCAGCACCUAUUUUAUUAAUGAAGCAGAUGCUGAUACAGUCCGAGCAGUUUCCACUUAGCCCAAACUUUAGUUAAAGGGACACUCCACUGCACAAAUACUAAAUAAAUAAAAAUCACCAUUUAAAUGCAUGUAUUUAAUUAUGCAUUUUUUAUUGGAGUUAUAUCUAAAAACAGCUUGCAGAAACUGCAGUUCUCUUGUCUGCUGCCUUUGCAAGCCCUCCCCUCCUAACGCAUCCCAGACUUUCUGUGGCUGUCCAAUCACAAACAUCUCAAUGCCAUUCAAUGAGAAGUCUUUGCUAGGCAGGUGCUAUAGGCCAUUGUUGCCUCUUGAGUUUAGGGCAACUAAACUAACCAAACCAGGAAAUAACAUGACCUUUUGUCUGAUUGAAAAGCCAAGGGGUGUAACCAUUAAGAUCUGAGUUUUUACGUUUUCUGCAAAAGACUGCCAUGGUCUAGAACAUGGCAGUCUUUUGCAAAAAACUUAAAAACGUGUCAAAUUCUAUUUAAAUCUGCACUUUUUCAAAAGUGAAAAUAUAUGACACACUUUUCAAAUAACGCUUUUCACCAAGCUAAAGUGCAUUAGUGGUCAGGAGUGUCCCUUUAUUAUUGUUACAUCAGAUCUUUUGAGCACUUUGAGGUAUGUUCAGCAAACACAGUUCAUUAAGUUCAUCUUUAACUACAACAAUGGUCAUGCCAAGUCCUACUGAAGUGAUUGAAAGUGAAUAUCUCUUGAACAUUUCAAUAUUGUUUGAAAUUUGGACCCUACUGUCCAGUCAACGGUUGUGAUCUUACUUCACCUGCAUCCUUUAGUAAGAAUUCAGCACUCCAAAAUGAUUUAUGUGGCCUGAGCUGUACCCAGAACUUUCCAAUCCGAGGAGAUACAGGGAGUUAUCUGGGCAACAUAUAAUUUCAAAGCAUGACCUACCUCACGCAUUAUUAAAUAAUUAAAUGCAAAUGUCUUGUAUUUGAACGGUCUUUACUGCUCAAAAUGUUUUGGGUCUUAUACAAUAUAUAAUGUAGAACCAUUGUUACCCACUCAUAUUGUACAGAACAACUGAAUAUACUGGCACUUUAUAAAUAAUAUUAAGCACGUGUUAUUUUCAUCUUGUCUACAUAUAGAAACCCCUAGGACUGCAAAACAAGCUUGUUAGAAUGUGUGCAGUUCAGUAAUGUAUUUAAACCCAUAUAGCUGCCACUAAUUGCAUUGUUGGCACCCAAAAAGGCAUGCCACUAGAAAACACAAAUGAUCCAUGUGAAAUCUUUCAUAGAACCUUCUGUUGUCCAAAAGAUGACAUUGUGUUAUAAUAUAUCCCUUUGGAAUGUUUGAGGAAAUUAGCACCACAGAGAACAACCCCUUCACUGACUAUUGGAAUGUGGCUAGCUUGAAUGAUUCAGCCGAGGUAGACUAGAAUAUACGUUUGCAAAUACCAUCCAUAGUUUAGUAAGACCUAUGUACAUUCCAUGAUAUUCACACACUGAUAAAACAGAACAAUCCCAGUGUUUUGAUGAUUUUUCAUUUAUUGCCCUGGGGUUAGACAGCGACCCCGGAACCACUAAUUUUUUUUGGCCCCAUAAUCCAUCCCUAUGUGAUUAUGAAAUGGGGGCCCAAACCAAAAAACCUGCCUUGGAUUCCAUGGGGCCUUAAUUGCUCUCUGAACAUUCCCUAUUGUAAGACUGUUGUGUAUGUUUUAUUUAACCCCUUAAGGACCAAACUUCUGGAAUAAAAGGGAAUCAUGACAUGUCAUACAUGUCAUGUGUCCUUAAGGGGUUAAAAAACAGGUCAUUUUGAUGUAGUUUACAUCCAGGGUUGCAGCUGAACUGAAAAAUAUAGCUUACUACGUUUUCCAAACUGAUUGUGUUGUUCUAAGUGAAAAAAAAAAAAUCAAUUUUACUUUCUGACAAUUAACAAUUUAGUGAAAAACCUUGUAUUUUUUGUAGUAGUGCAUAAAGCUAUCUAAUUAUCACAGUCUGCAGGUACACCAAAAGUCUAUUUUAUUGCAUUGUGGUAACAGAAUAGCUAGAGAAGUGAUAAGGAUGCUUCUUGGCAGCAUCAAACUAUUUACCCAAACCUUGUUUUUUGAACAUUAUUUAACAUAUAAAUCCUGUCUUCAAUUAUUUUGCACUGUGGCAUUGUGAUCAAUCUGUGCCACCAUGCAACUCAAACACAUCAUCUUCUCCUUAUCAUGUGAGAAUUCUGUGUGCAAAUCAGCACAGCUUAUGUUCUGAUUGACUGCUGCUGUUGAUCAUAUGUGAUUAUCAGCAAUUUCUUUAAUAUUUUGUAAUUGAUAACUUUCUUAGGUUGUAAGAGGGUUAAACACUGUGAUGAAAUGUCCAGAUGGCCACCUCCACAUUGAGAAAAAAAAUGUUGUAUCUUCAUAUGGUUAUUACAACUAUGGUUGCUAUAGUCUGGGUACAUGCAAAUAAUAUAAAAACUCUUUUCAGAAUAUUUUUAAAUUUGUUUACCCACUUCAAUAUGGAUACUAAAAUAAUUUCCACUGAUGAUAAAGGAACACUAUAAGCUCCGGAACAAAAACUAUUUCUGACCCUAUAGUUUUAAAAACACCAUAUACCCCCUCCCCCACUUGCCCCCCUAAAUAGAGUAAAAUGUAGCAUGUAUUCCAGUCUGCUGGUACUGGUUCUGCCUCUGAUCUGCCUCCUUGGCUGACAUUGUCAGAAGUGAUGACCCAUGAGCCAAUCACAAUAGUAUCCCAUAGGAAAAAAGUGGGUUGGCUGAGAUUGCUAAGGAGGUAGGCCAGGAACAGAGCCAAACAUCACCCUGGCCAAUCAGCAUCUCCUCACAGAGAUGCAUUGAAUCAGUGCAUCUCUAUGAGGAAAGCUCAGUGUCUCAAUGCAGAGGGUGGAGACACGGAAUGGCAGUGCUGCACAGUGUGCAGCACUGCCCCAGAAAGCACCUCUAGCAGCCAUCUGAGGAGUAGCCACUGGAUUUUUCCCUAGGCUGUAAUGUAAACACUGCUUUUUCUCUGAAAAGACAGUGGUUGCAAUAAAAAGCCUGAAGGGAAUGACUAUACUCACCAGAACAGUUACAUUAAGCUGUAGUUGAACUCACUGUUGUGUAUUAUUACCGUAUCUUAUGUUGGCACUUUAUAAAUAAUAUCAUUUGGUCCUGCUGCCUACUAACAAACUGCAAAGCUAAGUUCAUGUAAUCUUAAUUAGUUAUAUUUUUUUUUAUCUUUCAAGGAAAAAGCCCAUGUAUAAUAAUGUUUACCACAGUGAAAUAAAAUAAUGUGCUUAAUCCAUCUCCUUUCUAGGCACUUAUAUAAAUGUCUAGAAUGAGCUUUGACAGGGAUAAAUUGAGAGCCUUAUGCAAAAAUGAAAUAAACAGAGAAGUAGAUAAUGCUGCAUUUCUUAGAACAUUUAUAAAUUGUUUAUAAAAUGGUAUGAUAUAUGACUAUGGAUGCCUUCAUUUGUUUUAACUAUGGAGACCCAAUAAUAAAAUUACCUCAUUGGAAAAAAAUAUGUAUUCUAGUAGUGUGGAAAUAGGAGAGUCUGGUUGGAUACAUUAAUAAACGAUGUAACGAUCUGUUUUGUUGCUGUAGAAGCUUCGUGGUGACACCACCACUGAGUCUUUGGGUUUCAUCUUAUUUAUUACCUAAGCAGUGCUAGUCUUCCAUGCAGAGUAAACAGAGGGGUCCAAUUCAGAGAGUGUUUUCUAUUCCCACCUGUUUUGAAUUGGAUCAAGACAUUCCGAGAAUGUUAGGUCCAGAGACAUGUACUGCAUUGUGACUGCAAUUAGGCUCUGUGUGGCACAGUUCUGAGUCCUUUAGAUACCUGUAAAUACAUGUAUAGAUUAUUUAUUUAUACAAUAUUUUACCAGGAAGGAUACAUUGAGAUUUCUCUAAUUUUAAAGUAUGUUCUGGGCCCACACACUGCAUUGUUACAAUAGGGUACAAUAUAAUAUUACACACACA